Messenger RNA from Caenorhabditis angaria, 50149 nucleotides. The record is from the annotation of a GenBank genome assembly. Lineage: Eukaryota; Metazoa; Nematoda; Chromadorea; Rhabditida; Rhabditidae.
AUGCAGCAAAAUGAGCAAAUUCCUCCACCAAUUCCACCAUCAGCAAUUCCACCACAACCACCACCACCAGUUGCUCAAAUUGCUCCACCCCCAGGUCCCCGACCUCUUCCCUUGAUAACUCAGGACCUCGAAAAUCGCAUUCUCAGCCUCAACGAUUCACAAAUCCGCGAUGACGUCAAACUAAAAACACUGCAGGAAAUUUGGCAACAAAUCGAGCAGGUUUUCAAUUCGAGCACCUACGAAAAAGUGAUCGAUAAAUUAAUGAGCGUAUUUUUGAACCUCUUCUGCAACACUUCUCCACAAUUCAUCACCGAAAACAAUACCCAACAACUCAGAAAACUGAUUUUAGAGAUAAUUUUGAGGAUUUCAAGCAUUGAAGCCGUCAAACAACACUCAAAAGAAGUCAUGAAACAAAUGAUGCGACUAAUUUCAGUGGAAAAUGAGGAUAAUGCAAUUUUAGCCAUCAAAAUUAUCAUAGAUUUGGGAAGGAAUAAUGGAAGAAUGACUUAUUCACAUGAAGUUUCGAGUUUGAUGUCGACUUUCAAGAAAAUGAUUCAGGAAUUGACACAACAUUCAAUUAAUAGUGAUAUGUUUAUUACACGCGAGGUUUCACGACAGUUCACCAAUUGUAGUGAUGAACAGUUGAUUUUUGAGUAUUUGAAGACUUGUUUUCAUCCGCAGACUGUUACUUUGAAUGGGAAAGAUGAUAAGGUAAGAGUUUGGCUGAAAAUUGGUUGAAAAUCGUGGGAAAACAUGAUUUUUGACGUUUUCGGACCUGAAAUUGAUGAUUUUCAGGCUGAAAAUUGGCUGAAAAUCAUGAUUUUCCACCUAGAAAACAUGAUUUUUGACGUUUUCGGACCUGAAAUUGAUGAUUUUCAGGCUGAAAACUAAGCGUUACUAGCUGAAAAUUGGCUGAAAAUCAUGAGAAAACUUGUUUUCUGACAAUUUUCAGACCUAUAAUUUGCUGAAAAUUAUAGUUUUUGACCUAGAAAUUGAUGAUUUUCAGGCUGAAAACCAUGAUUUUUCACCUAGUAGCUGGAAAUUGGCUGAAAAUCAUGAUUUCUGACCUAGAAAACAUGGUUUUUGACGAUUUUUCAUCUAGAAAUCGCUGAAAAUUAUAGUUUUUCACCUAGAAAUUGUGAUUUUCAGCUGAAAAUAGCUGAAAACUAAAAGUUUCCAGCUGAAAAUUGGCUGAAAAUCAUGAUUUUUGCCCUAGAAAUCAAUAUUUCCCCUCUGAAAAAAAUUCAAUUUUUUUUCCAAAAAAAUAAUAAAUUUCCACGUGAAAACGUGACCUAGAAGAAUUGUUGGCUUUUUUUGCAUUUUCUAAUUUCUUUUUCGAAAUUUGUUGGGAAAAUGUGAGUUUUGGAGCAGAUUUUUGAUGAAAAAUCUGAAUUUAUAGUCUGGAAUCCCAGAUUUUCAGCCUAAAAUCAGAGAAAUUAGUCUGAAAUCAUGUUUUCAACCUAAAAAUCAUUGUUUCCGACCAUUUUUUGAGCUAAAAAUCGCAGAUUUUCACUCCGAAACCUCCAAUUUUCUUUCCAGUACAUUCUAAUCCCCCUGGCUUCACAAUCAGUCAAAUGUCUCCAAGAAAUCCCAAUGCUCGUCGUCUUCUUCUAUCAACAUCUCAAAGUCUCGGUUCAAACAGAAGCUCUGGAUUUCAUGAGACACGGCUUCGAUUUUUUGAAUGUUCAACUUCCGCGCGAAAAUCGAACGAAUGUGAAUCAGGCGUUGGCUGAUGAUUUUUAUGUGGCACAAAGCAAAUUUUUGUCAUUUGUCAAUAUUAUGGGAAAAGUGCCGGCGGUAAGUUUGAAUUUUGAGAAAAUUGGUGAAAAAUGGGGGUUUCUAGUGUAAAAAUCACCAGAAUUGACCUACCAGACCAAAUUAUACCGAUUUCUGACGAAAAUAUCAUCGGAUUUCACCUACCUGAUCAAAAGAAGCACCAUUUUCACCUACUAGACCAAAAUUUACCGAUUUUUGUCGAAAAAAGCACCAAAAUCCACCUACCUACCCCCAAAAUGCCCCAAAUUUCUUGCAGUUUAUGGAAGUCAUAACACAACACGGUAAUUCAUUAGCCAAUGGAGUUUUGCAAUUAUUGGAACAAUGUCCAGCAGAUUUGAUAAGUGCUCGAAAAGAGGUUUUGAUAGCUCUGAAAUAUUUCACAUCUGGAGAUUUGCGGAUGAAUUUCUUUGACAUGUUGCCAAGAUUGAUUUCGGAAACUGCACUUUUGGGAACCGGAUUCACUUCGAUUGACACUUUGAGGUGAGAAAAUUGCGAUUUUUUGAAGAAUUUGGCUGAAAAUGAGCUGAAAUUCGUGAUUUUCAGCCAAUUUUGACCUAAAAAUCACUGAUUUUUCAGAACUUUCAUCUACCAAAUGUUGGCCGAUUUGUUGCAUCAUAUGCGCGGAAAAUUGACGUUUGAAAUGUUAACGCAGUGAGUUUUUUUUUUUUAAUUUGGAGCAUUUUGAGCUCAAAAAUCACCAAUUUCAUGAAAUUUGGAGCAUUUUGAGCCCGGAAAUGCUAUAAUUUAAGCUCCGCCCACUUUUUUGCAAGUUGCGGCGCGGUUUUUGGAGCAUUUUGAGCUGAAAAUGAUCUAGAAACCAUGCCGCAAAUUGCAAAAGUGGGCGUGGCUUAAAACUGAGCAUUUUCAGGUGAAAAUGCUCUAAAAACUAUGCCCUAUUUUGCAAAAAAAGGGGCGGAGCUUAAAAUUUAGCAUUUUCACCUGAAAAUGCUCAAAAAACUAUGCCCUAGUUUGCAAAAGUGGGCGUGGCUUAAAAAUAUUCAAGUUUAGAGUCAAAAUGUUCAGAAAACCAUGCCGCAAAAUUGCAAAAGUGGGCGUGGCUUAAAACUGAGCAUUUUCAGGUGAAAAUGCUCAAAAAAAUAUGCCCUACUUUGCAAAAGUGGGCGGAGCUUGAAUUUAGUCAAAUUUAUAUUCAAAAUGUUCAGAAAACCAUAGUUUUUGGGCUCAAAAUGCUCCAAAAAUCAUGCCGCAUCUUGCAAAAGUGGGCGGAGCCUAAGUUCCCCCAAUUUUUCCCCAAAAAAUCCCGAUUAUUUUCCAGUGUCUCAUUCAUUUUCUGCCGUCAACUCCACGAUUCCUCAACAAAUACCCAAGUUCAAAUAAUGUCAGCCAGAUUACUAAAUUCGGUCACCGAAUCGCUCACCAAAAUGGAGCAGCAAAAUGAGCCAACUCGAGAUUUGCUCUUUGAUAUUCUCGAAGCUCUGGUUGCGAAGCUGAAAGUGUUGGCGAUUUAUCAUAUUCCACUUCUGUUUGAGAAAUGUGAUGAUCCAAAUGUGGAGUAUAUUUAUCAUCCAUCGGAACGAGAUUCGAAAGAAAAUGUGGAAGAGCAAGAAGAAGAAGAAGAGCCGACGCGGAACGCGGAAAUCGAUGCGGAUUUUUCCGCGUCCUCCCGCCUCGCCGAUUCUCCGGAACCUGAAGAUCCACCAUUCUCACCGCCUGUGAAAAGAGCACGAAAAUUAUCGAUUGAUUCGGUUGAGGAGCUGGAAUUGUGCCAGAAACCAACUGGAAUUGCUGAGCCGCUUCCGAGCCCCACGAAAGAGGGAAAGCAGCAUUCACCGGAGGCGAUUUUGAGCGCGUUGUCGGCGGUGAGCAUUUUUGGAGCAUUUUGAGCCCGGAAACUUGAAUUUUUGAGCAUUCUGAGCAUUUGGAGCUAUUUUCUUUGAAAAAUCUAAAUUUUGAGCUCAAAUUCAAGAAUUUUGGAGCAAUUUAAACCUUGAGAUCUGAGGGCUCAAAAUAUGGUUUUCUGGGAGGUUUUGGAGCAUUUUGAGCUCAAAAAUCAUAAAAUUCAAGAUUUUUGAAGCAUUUCGAGCCUGAAUUUGAGAGAUUUGGAGCAUUUUGAGCUCAGAAACCUGAAAAUGUGCUUUCGGAGCAUCUAGAGCUAAAAUUCUAGAAUUUUGGAGCAUUUUGAGCUCAAAAACCAUAAUUUUCAUCAAAUUCGGAGCAUUUUCAGCCUAAAUUCUCUAAAAAUUCAAAUUUUUCACACCUGACUAUAUUUACCCCGAAAAAAAUAGGUUUCAAAAUUUUUUGAAAUUUUAUCGAGAGAAUUUUAUUUAUUGGGAUGAAGUUCAGGAAAUCUAAAUAUAUAUUUUUUCAAUUUGGAGCAUUUUGAGCUGAAAUUCGGGAUUUUGGAGCAUUUUGAGCUCAAAAAUCACGAAUUUCGUGAAAUUUGGAGCAUUUUGAGCUCAGAAAUCACGAAUUUCAAGAAAUUUGGAGCAUUUUGAGCUCAGAAAUCAUGAUUUUCUGAUUACCCCCAAAAACCAUGCCGCAAAAUUGCGAAAUGGGCGGAGCCUAUGCAGCAUUGCUCAUGUUAAGAGCUUUAAUUUGACACCUCACAAGCCUAGGCUCCGCCCACUUUUUUUUUUUUGCAAUUUUGCGGCAUGGUUUUUCAGGCAUUAGGUAACCAGAAAAACCAUGCCGCAAAAUUGCAAAAAGUGGGCGGAGCCUAGGCUCAUUCAGCUUUAAAAUGAAGCGGUUAACAUGAGCAAUACCUGAUUCAGUCUCAAAAUGAUGCUCUUAACAUGAGCAAUGCCUUAUUUGGUAUUAAAUUGAACCCCUCAAAAAACCAUGCCUCAAAAUUGCAAAAAGGGGCGGAGCCUAGGCUUGUGGGGUAUCAAAAUAAUGAUCUUAACAUGAGCAAUCCGAAAAAAUCCCCCAAUUUUGCAGACUAAUUCCCCGCCAGUCAGCAUAACUGAUGCCAAAAAUCUGGUCAAAUACAUUCUGCAAACUUGCAAAUAUGCCACCUUACAACUUCGCGCAACUCGUCCCACAAUUUCAUCAUAUAAUGUGGCAAGAGAGAAGGAUCUGUUUGAACGAUUGCUUAAAUAUGGAACAAUGUGUAUGGAUAUGUACAUUUUGACGAUGAAAAAUAAUCAAUUGUGAGAUUUUUUGGGGCUGAAAAUGGUGAAAAAUCUGAUUUUUGAGCCUAAAUUUGAUGAAAAUUGAGCAAAAAUGACCCAUUUUGACCCAAAAUCUGAAAUUUUCAGCCCGAAAACCUCUGAAAAUCCCCAUUUCCAGGUCAAAAGAGGACAAAGAAACCCUCGAAUCAUUGGCCAAUGUAUUUACAACAAUCGAUCACGGAAUUUUUCGCGAAUUGUUUGACAAAUAUAUGGAUGUGAUUGUCACGAGAAUCUAUAGGUAAGUGGCGUUUUUUUUGGCUGAAAAUUGACUGAAAAUUUGGAAUUUUUGGGUGAAAAUUUAUGAAAAAUGCGAUUUUUUGACCCAAAAUUCGUUUUGUAGAUCAACAGAUUACUGUAGCUGAAAAUCCACGUUUUUUGACACCAAACAAGCCUAGGGUUACUGUAGAUUUGGCGCCAAAAAUUCAAAAUUGAAAAAUUUUGUAGAUCAAAAGAUUACUGUAGCUGAAAAUCCACGUUUUUUGACACCAAACAAGCCUAGGGUUACUGUAGAUUUUGGGGCCAAAAAUCUAAAAUUUAAAAAUUUUGUAGAUCAAAAAAUUACUGUAGCUGAAAUUCCCCAUUUUUUGACACCAAGCAACCCCAGGGUUACUGUAGAUUUUCGGCGCCAAAAUUUUGGAAUUUUUAAAAAGUGUAGAUCAAGGAUUACUGUAGCUGAAAAUCCACGUUUUUUGACACCAAACAAGCCUAGGGUUACUGUAGAAUUUGGGUCCAAAAAUCUAAAAUUUAAAAAUUUUGUGGAUCAAAAGAUUACUGUAGCUGACAAUCCACGUUUUUUGACACCAAACAACCCCAGGGUUACUGUAGAUUUUCGGCGCGAAAAAUUCGAAAUUUUUUUAUUUUCAAUAAUUUUCACGGCUCGUCAAAUCGACCAUUUCUUCACCGCCAGCAUUGAGUCCUGCCACGAAAACUAGGAGUACUGUAGCAAAAAUGGCCAAAAAUAGAUGGAAAUUCAUGAAUUUUAUGAAAUUUUCACACGGGAAGCAUGUUUUUAUGCGGAUUUUUGACUGGAAAUCGUUAAAAACGCCCAGAAUUUGAAUUUUUAUGAUUUCCAGUCAGAAAAUUUGCAUAAAACAUGAUUUUCAGAUGAUAAUUUCAUAAAAAUCAUGAAUUUCCAACUAUUUUUGGCCAUUUUUGCUACAGUAACCUUGGUUUUCGUGGCGGGAUUCGAAUAUGAUCAAAGUGAUGACGAUAUACAACAAAAUGUCUUUUUCUGAAUAAAUUUGUAAUUUUGGCGCGAAAAACUACAGUAACCCUGGCCUUAUUUGGUAUAGAAAAACCUGGAUGUUCAGCUACAGUAAUCUUUUGAUCUAGAAAUUUGAAAAUUCCAAAAGUUUGACACCAAAAACUACAGUAACCCUAGGCUUAUUUGGUGUCAAAAAACUGGAAUAUUCGAAAACUUUUCACAAAAUCAACAUUUCCAGACUGAUUUCUAGCUGAAAAUUCUAAAUAAUUUCCAUUUUCCAAGGCAAAAUUGGACCUUAAGCUGAAAUUCCAGAUUUUUAAUCAAAAAUUCAUUCACAAAUACUUCAUUUUUCUUUUUCUCCACCCAAAAAUUCAUUAGAUUACUGUAGAUUUUGGCGCCAAAACCCCUACACAAAAUUUCAAUCAAUAAUCAUUGAACUAUCCACUAAUUCGCUUUGGUCAUCAUAAUCGAGUCCCGCCACGAAAACUAGGAGUACUGUAGCAAAAAUGGUCAGAAAUAGCUUGAAAUUCAUGAUUUUUAUGAAAUUUUCACACGGGAAGCAUGUUUUUAUGCGGAUUUUCGACUGGAAAUCGUUAAAAACGCCCAGAAUUUGAAUUUUUAUGAUUUCCAGUCAGAAAUUUGCAUAAAACAUGAUUUUCAGAUAAAAAUUUCAUAAAAAUCAUGAAUUUCCAACUAUUUUUGGCCAUUUUCGCUACAGUAAUCCUGGUUUUCGUGGCGGGAUUCGAAUAUGAUCAAAGUGAUGACGAAAUAACAUCAAAUUUCUUGUUUUUUUGAAUAAAUUGGUAUUUUUGGCGCGGAAGACUACAGUAACCCGGGACUUGUUUGGUGAAAAAAAGGGAUUUUCAGCUACAGUAAUAUUUUGAACUGGAAAUUUUGAAAAUUAGGAAAUUCGCGCUAGAAACUACAGUAACCCUGGGCUUGGUUGGUGUCAAAAAAUGUGGAUUUUCAGUUACAGUAACCCUGGGCUUAUUUGAUUCCAAAAAAUGGGGAUUUUCAGCUACAGUAAUCUUUUGAUCUACAAAUUUUGAAAAUUCCAAAUUUUUGGCACCAAAAACUACAGUAACCCUGGGCUUGUUUGGUGUCAAAAAAUGGGGAUUUUCAGCUACAGUAAUCUUUUGAUCUACAAAUUUUGAAAAUUCCAAAUUUUUGGCACCAAAAACUACAGUAACCCUGGGCUUGUUUGGUGUCAAAAAAUGGGGAUUUUCAGCUACAGUAAUCUUUUGAUCUACAAAUUUUGAAAAUUCCAAAUUUUUGGCACCAGAAACUACAGUAACCCUGGGCUUGUUUGGUGUCAAAAAAUGGGGAUUUUUAGCUACAGUAAUCUUUUGAUCUACAAAUUUUGAAAAUUCCAAAUUUUUGGCACCAAAAACUACAGUAACCCUGGGCUUGUUUGGUGUCAAAAAAUGGGGAUUUUCAGCUACAGUAAUCUUUUGAUCUACAAAUUUUGAAAAUUCCAAAUUUUUGGCACCAGAAACUACAGUAACCCUGGGCUUGUUUGGUGUCAAAAAAUGGGGAUUUUUAGCUACAGUAACCCUGGGCUUGUUUGGUGUCUAAAAAUCCCAAAUUUCAGCCAAAAUCUACAGUAACCCUAGGCUCAUUUGGACUCAAAAAAUGCCCAAUUUUUUUCCAGAAAUGUUCCCCUCCAACUAAUGGUCAACACAUUUUUGGUUCGAAACGAAGUGCCCUAUUUUGCCUCAAUAAUGCUCUCAUUUCUCAUGUCCCGAAUGGAACAACUAGCAGUUUCCAACGAAAAAACGGCACUUUAUGUGAAAUUGUUCAAAAUCAUAUUUUCGGCCAUCGGAACUCAUCAUCCAAAUGUCGAAGGCGAAAAAAUGCUCAAACCAUUUUUGCCAGAUCUCAUCAGACAUUCAACAAUUUUGGCACUUUCAGCCAGAGAGCCAUUGAAUUAUUUUUUGCUCCUCAGAGCACUUUUUCGAUCGAUUGGCGGUGGAGCACAUGAUAUUUUAUACGGGAAAUUUCUACCACUUUUGCCCAAUUUGCUCCAAUUCCUCAAUAAACUUCAAUCAUGCCAACAUCGUCUUCAAAUGCGCGAACUUUUCGUUGAACUUUGCCUAACUGUUCCUGUUAGACUUAGCUCGCUUCUACCGUAUUUGCCACUUUUGAUGGAUCCGUUGGUUUGUGCGUUGAAUGGAAGUCCGACGUUGGUGCAGCAGGGAUUGAGGUGAGAAAUUUGGAUGAAAAUGAGCCCGGGAACGUGGAAAAUGACCAAAAAUGGACCUAGAAACUUGAAAAUUUAAAUUUCCCGCCAAAUUUGACCCCGGGAACUCGAAAAAUCGAUAUUUUCAAGCCUAGAAUCAUGAAAAAUUCAAAUUUCUCGCCAAAUUUGACGGUGUAAACGCGGAGCAUCGUUUAAAACCCGAAAAUUGGGUAUUUUGACCUCAAAAACUUGAAAAAUCGAUUUUUUCACCCCAAACCUGUUUAAAUUUGAAUUUCCCGCCAAAAUUGACCCCGGGAACUUGGAAAAUUCGAAUUUUCAGCUAGAAAUUGGCAAAUGCGCUCUAUUGAGAAUGAUUUAUUUUUCCAAGUUCCAAACCAAAAUUAAAUUUUUCCGUGCUCAAAAAUGAUUAGAAAAAUUCAAUUUUUUUCCCCCCGAAAAAUAGGUUUCAAAAAAUUCGUAUAGAUUUUGUGGGAAAACACUAAACUGGUAGUUUUAGGAUUUUUCUUCGAAAAAAUUUACAAAAAUGCGAUUUUUCCCGCCAAAAUUGACCCCGAAAAGUUGAAAAAUUCAAAUUUUCAGCUAGAAAUUGACAAAUGCGCUCUAUUGAAUGAGGUUUUUUGAAAAUUCAAAAUUUCCCAAUUACCUCCAAAUUCUCAGUGGAGCGCAUUUGCCAAUUUUCAGCUAAAAAUUUGAAUUUUUCAAUUUCCCGGCGUUAAUUUUGGCGGGAAAUUUGAAUUUUCAUAUUUCUAGACGGAAAAUUAUAACCAAUUUUCAAAUUUUAAACGAUGCUCCGCGUUUACACCGUGAAAUUUGGCGUCAAAAUCGAAAAUUUUUGAAUUUUCAUGAUUCUAGGCUUGAAAUUAUCGAUUUUUCAUGUUUUUUGGGCUCAAAAAGUUGCAAAUUUUUAGCUAAUCCUGAAUUUUGCAGAACCCUCGAACUAUGCGUCGACAAUCUUCAACCCGAAUAUCUCUAUGAGCACAUGGCUCCAGUUCGCGGAGCACUUAUGCAAGGAUUAUGGAAAGUUGUGGCAACAUCCACCGAACCCCAAUCAACAGCUGCCGCUUUUCGAAUUCUGGGAAAAUUUGGUGGAGCCAAUCGGAAAAUGUUAAAUGAGCCACAAGAUUUGGAUUUUGUGCAAAUUGGAGAGGUUUGUCUGGGAAAAUGGCUGAAAAUUUGAAUUUCCCGCCAAAAUUAACGCCGCAAAAGUGAAAAAUUCGAAUUUUUUAGACUUAAUAUGAGCAAUGCUAUGAUUUUUGAACAAAAUAGAGAAUUUUAUCAGAUGAAAUUAAUCUAGAAGGUUGAUGACAAUUAUAGGAUUGCUCAUAUUAGGCUUUAAUAGCUCUAAAAGUUUCAAAAUUCCUCAAAACCCGCCCAGUUUUCAAUAGAGCGCACUUGCCAAUUUAAAUUUAGAAAUUUGAAUUUUUCAAGUUCCCUGGGAUCAAUUUUGGCGGGAAAUUUGAAUUUUCAAGAAUCUAGGCCGAAAUUUCGAGAUUUUUCAUAAAAAUUGAUAAAAAAUCAUAGGAUUGCUCAUUUUAAUCUUGAAAAUUUCACCAAAUUCCUAAUGGAGCGCACUUUCAGCUAAAAUUUUGAAUUUUUCAAGUUUCCGGGCUUGAAAUUAUCGAUUUUUCAUCAAAAUUUAGCUAAAGACAUAGGAUUGCUCAUGUUAAUCUUGAAAAUUUCAUCAAAUUCUCAACAGACCGCAUUUGCCCACCUUUGGCUGAGAAUUCGAAUGUUUCAAGUUCCCGGGCUUGAAAUUCACGAUUUUUCAUCAAAAUUUAGCUAAAAACAUAGGAUUGCUCAUGUUAAUCUUACAAUUUCACCAAAUUCUCAAUGGAGCGCACUUUCAGCUGAAAAUUUUGAAUUUUUAAAGUUCCCGGGCUCAAACUUAUCGAUUUUUCAUGAAAAAUUGAUGAAAAAUCAUAGCAUUGCUCAUAUUAGACCUGGAAACCCGCUGAUUUCUCAAAACAGUGCAAUUUUGGCUAAAAUUUUGAAUUUUUCAAGUUCCCGGGCUUGAAAUUAUCGAUUUUUCAUGAAGAAUUAGCUAAAAACAUAGGAUUGCUCAUGUUAAUCUUGGAAAUUUCAAAAAUUCUCAAUGGAGCGCAUUUGCCCACUUUUGGCUGAAAAUUUGAAUUUUUCAAUUUCCCGGGCUUGAAAUUAUCGAUUUUUCAUCAAAAAUUGAUGAAAAAUAAUAGCAUUGCUCAUGCUAAACCUGAAAACCCCGCCAAAUUCUCAGUAGAGCGCGUUUGCCCACUUUUGGCUGAAAAUUUUGAACUUUCAAGUUCCCGGGCUUAAAAUUCACGAUUUUUCAUGAAACAUCAUAGCAUUGCUCAUAUUAAUCCUGGUUUUCUAAAAAAAAAAUAAUUUUUGAACAUUUUAACAUUCCUCAAAUUCCGCCAAAUUCUCAGUAGAGCGCAGUUUCUCAUUUUCAGGAAGACAUUUCAAAUUUUGAAAUUCUAGGCUCAAAAUUAUCGAUUUUUCAUCAAAAAUUUAGCUAGAAACAUGGGAUUGCUCAUAUUAAUCUUGAAAAUUUCAUCCAAUUCUCAAUGGAGCGCGUUUGCUAAUUUUUGCCUUAAAAUUUGAAUUUUUCAAGUUCCCUGGCCUGAAAUUGUCGAUUUUUCGUCAAGAAUGGGUAAAAAAGCAUAGCAUUGCUCAUAUUAAACCAAUAUCGAUUUUUUUCCAGAUUCAACCAACAUAUGUCUCAAUGGAAUUCUCAAAAAUGGGCCUAGACGGGCCUCUUUCAAUUCAUCUAACUCUAAACGAAAUCAUGAAAUUGGCAGUGGAUCAAAUGAAAGCGAGUAUUUCGUCAGCUGAACCGGCAGGUCAAAAUGGCCUUCUAAAUCCGGCGAUCCAGGCUCACGCGCAAGCUCAAGCCCAGGCCCAAGCUCAGGCCCAGGCCCAGGCUCAUACUCCAGGCCAUAAUGUGAUUCCACAUCAUCCGACUCCAAAUAAUAUAAUGGCCGCAAUUGCAAUGCAACCUUUAUCACAAUCCUGCAAAAAUCCACCGAUUGUGCCAAAUUAUGAAUUGCGAAAAGAUUUCAUGGAAUUGGCGAAAUCGGUGAUGUUGAUUGGAUUGGGACCGAAAGUUGUACUGGAAAUGGGGCAGAUUGAAAGGAUUUUGGAACGGAUUCGGCAGUGUUGUCAGGUAGGAAAAAUUGGGGGGGGGGGGGGAAAUGAGCUGGAAAAUCGGAUUUUUGAUGAAAAAUGAGCCAGAAAACCUGGUUUUUGACCUGAAAAUGAUCUAGAAGCUCGGAGCUUUAAAUUCCUGAAUUUUUGACUGGAAAUUUGGAUUUUCCAUGAAACAUGAGCUAGAAAACCUGUUUUUUGACUUGAAAGUGAUCUAGAAGCUCGGAGCUUUAAAUUCUUGGAUUUUUGACCUGGAAAUUUGAAUUUUUGAUGAAAAAUGAGCCAGAAAGCCUGUUUUUGACCUGAAAUUGAUCUAGAAGCUCGGAGCUUUAAAUUCUUGGAUUUUUGACUGGAAAUUUGAAUUUUUGAUGAAAAAUGAGCCAGAAAGCCUGUUUUUGACCUGAAAUUGAUCUAGAAGCUCGGAGCUUUAAAUUCUUGGAUUUUUGACUGGAAAUUUGAAUUUUUGAUGAAAAUUCAGCCAGAAAACCUGGUUUUUGACCUGAAAUUGAUCUAGAAGCUCGGAGCUUUAAAUUCUUGGAUUCUGGGCUCAUUUUUGACCUGGAAAUUUGGAUUUUCCAUGAAAAAUGAGCUAAAAAACCUGGUUUUUGACCUGAAAUUGAUCUGGAAGUCAGCCAGAUUUUCAGCCGAAAUCUGAAAUUUUUAAAAAUUUGAGUUUGGUCUCAUUUUGAAGCUCUUGAAAUUCUCUACAAAAUGAACCUAAAUUUAAAAUUUUGAAAAUUUCAGAGCUUCUGAGUUUUAGUCCUGAUUUUCAGCCGAAAUCUGAGAAUUUCAAAAUUUAAAUUUAGACUCAUUUUGUAGAGAAUUUCAAGAGCUUUCGAAUGAACCUGAAAUUAAUUUUUAAAAAUUUCAGAUUUUGGCUGAAAAUUAGAAAUUAGGACUGAAACUGAGAAGCUUAAUAUUUUUCAAAAAAUAAAUCCUAAGGUUCAGUUUUGCCGGUAAUUUCAGCCAAAAUCUGAAAAUUUCAAAAAUUAAAUUUAGGCUCAUUUUGCAGCUCUUGAAAUUCUCUACAAAAUGAGCCUAAACUUGAUAAAAAAAUGCUCUAUUUUAAGCCAAAUUUCAGCCAAAACCCUCAAAAUUUCCAGAAUUUCGACAUUUCUCGCGCACCCACAACCCUCUUCAAAUGUCGCCGUGAAAACGAUCGAAAAAUGUUCAUUGACACGUUGCUCAUCUUUUUCUACGGUGUCAUUAUUCGAGACGAUCUACGAAUUCAAUACCGUAAUUUCUUCAACUCGAUUUGUCGACAUUUAACUCUGAUCGGAAUUUUGGAAUAUGUUGGAGAUGGUUCGAAUUGGUUGAGAUCUUCAGAAAAUCAGGGAGAAAUUGGAGAUUUAUGCAUGGAUUCAGCGAUUCUCAUCGAUGCAUUGGUUUUGGCGUUUUCUGACACAAAUAAGGAUUUUUGCUACUCGGCUACAGUUGCUUUGAGAGUUAUUAAUGAUACUUGUGCUGCUGCGUUGCCUGAUAUUGAUUUGGUAAGGUUUUUCAUCAAAUUUGGGUCAAAAUGAUACCGAACAUGCCUAUUUUUGGGUGAAAAUUGAGCAUUGCUCAUGUUAAUCUUUAGAUUUUUCAUCAAAUUUGGGUCCUAAAGAUACCCCAUAAGCCUAAAUUUGGUGAAAAUAGAGCAUUGCUCAUGUUAAAUUCUGGAUUUUUCAUCAAAUUUGGGUUCGAAAGAUACCCCAUAAGCCUAAAUUUAGUGAAAAUUGAGCAUUGCUCAUGUUAAAUUCUUGAUUUGUCAUUGAAUUUGGGUUCGAAAGAUACCAAAUAAGCCAGGCUUCGGUGAAAUUUGAGCAUUGCUCAUGUUAGAGUUGUGCAAAAAUUAAUAUGAGCAAUCGUCAAUAUUUCUUGAAAAUUAGGCUUAUGAUGUUUCAAAAUGCUCCAAAUUUUCUCGAAAAUUUGAAAAUUAACAUGAGCAAUGCUCAAUUUUUUAGUCAAAAAUGAGCAAUUUGGUAUCUUUAGAGCCCAAAUUUCAUGAAAAAUUUGAAAAUUAACUAAUUUUUCCGUUUUUCCAGAUGUCCCAAGUGCCAUUUUGUCGAUAUUUAAUCGAACGAAUAAUGAAUUUAUGUCAUGGUCCAGCCUGGUUUUCUCGUUUGGGCGGAGCAAGUGCGCUCCAAUGUAUCAUCAAAAAUUACCCGCGAAAAUUCAUCGAGGAUAACAUUGAGGAUAUAAUCGAUAGUUUGAUUGAGAUUAUUUUGGGUACGGUAGAUGAAAUUGCAUCGGGAAGUGUUGAUUUGGCAAUGGAAUGUCUCGAAAAGCUUCAGCAGAAGUUUUUGGCUCAAAAUGCUCCAAAUUGCGCCGGAAAUUGUCAGAAAUUCAUUGCCGCCUACUCGAAAUUCUAUUUUAAUGGAAGUGAAGAGGUUCGCAAAAAAAUGAAGAAAUUGUUGGAACAAUGUCAGAAGAUUUCGCAAUUGGACACGACUAUGCCUCAAUUUUUGACGCGGUUUAUCGCGUUUUUUGAAAAGGAUAUUUGGAGAGCUAUUGAGCAAGUUUCGUGAGUUUUUUGAGGGGAGCAUUUUGAGCCCAAAUUUGAGAUUGCUCAGGUUAGGGGGAGCAUUUUGAGCCCAAAUACGGUAUUGCUCAAAUUGGGAGCUUUAAUUUGAAUCUAAAUAUGGCAUUGCUCAUAUUAGAAGCAUUAUUUUGAGCCCAAAUUUGACGUUGCUCAGGUUAAGAGCAUUAUUUUGAGCUCGAAUAUGGUAUUGCUCAUGUUAAGAGCAUUGUUUUGAGUGGAAAUAUGGUAUUGCUCAUGUUAGGAGCAUUAAUUUGACAUUGCUCAGAUUAAGAGUAAUGAGUUGAACCUUAAUGCUGAAUUUUUGGAUUGCUCAUAUUAAGAGCAUUAUUUUGAGCACAAAUACGACAUUGCUCAUGUUAAGAGCUUCAGUUUGAUACCAAAUUUGUCUAGGCCCCGCCCACUUUUGCAAUUUUGCGGCAUGGUUUUUUUGCAGGGCUUUAAUUUGAUGUCUAAGCUCCGCCCAUUUUUCUGUGCCCCCCAAAUCAACCGCUUUUUUUGCAGCUUCCUUUCGCUUGCCGAAUCCACAGCCAGUGUCUCAGUUUUAUACGAUUUUCUCUCAAUUUCGCCGCCAAUUUUGAAUUUUGAAAAUAAACAAGCAGAAUGGACGAAUUUUGUUCAAUUCAUUUUGGAUUUAUCACAAACUUCAACAAAUCAUUUGAUGCAAAGACAUGCCUACAAAAAAUGCGAAACGUGUGCCGCCCAUUUUUUGCCGCCAAUUCCGAUUUGUGAACAAGUUGAAUAUUUGAGAUUCAAGUCGUUGGAAUGCCUAAUUGCUUGUUAUAAAUUCACUGGAUUGAUGGAUGUGAAAAGGGUGAGUUUUGAGCUGAAAUUUGGCUGAAAAUUUGAGAAAUUUGAAGAAUUUUGAGCUGAAAAUCACUGAAAUUGAUGAAUUUUGAGCUCUGAAGCUUAAAAUUUCAAAUUUUUGCUUGGAAACUUGACAUUUUCAGAUUUUUCUGGUUUUUGAGUUGAAAAUUCAAAAUUUUCCAUUAAUUUUGAGCUCUGAAGCUUAAAAUUUCAAAUUUUUGCUCGGAAAUUUGAAAAUUUCAGAUUUUUCUGGUUUUUUGAGUUGAAAAUUGAAAUUUUUCAUGAAUUUUGAGCUCUGCAGCUUAAAAUUUCAAAUUUUUGCUCGGAAACUUGAAAUUUUCACAUUUUUUCUGGUUUUUGAGCUGAAAAUCACUGAAAUUGAUGAAUUUUGGGCUGAAAAUGACUGAAAUUGAUGAAUUUUGAGCUCUGCAGCUUAAAAUUUCAAAUUUUUGCUCGGAAACUUGAAAUUUUUAGAUUUUUUCUGGUUUUUGAGCUGAAAAUCACUGAAAUUGAUGAAUUUUUGAGCUGAAAAUCACUGAAAUUAAUAAAAUUCAGUUUUUUUUGCAGAUGGACGGACAUGGCCUAACUGAAUUCCUGUGCGCUGAUCAAAUUUUGAUCGAAAAAAAUUUCGAGCGAUUUGCGAUUGUUGUUUUGAGAGCGGAUUUGAAUCAAAUUGGCGAAAAGAUUAGUGAAUAUGCACAUCGAGCUCUUGGAGAGGUGAGAUUUGAGAGUUUUGGCUGAAAAUUUCAGAUUUUUGAGCAAAAAUUUGAAUUUUCCCACUUCCCGGGUCAUUUUUAGGCGUCAAAACUGCAUUUUCAUGAUUCUUGGGGUAUUUAUGACAAAAAUCAAUGAGUUUCAACCAAUUUCAGACCUAAAAAUGUGAAUCCUGAGCCAUUUUUUACUUUAAAAAUCAAAUUUUCUAGUUUCCCGCGGCUUAUUUUUCAUCAAAAUUGGAAUUGAAAAUUUUUGAAAUUGAGGAAAAUUGCGAACGAUAAAAAAACAUGUAUCAAUUUUUGACUCAAUAUUAUUUUACAUGAAAAAUUAUUGAAACCUAAAAAAUCCGGGUUUUUUGGACCCGGAAAUUUUGAGCAUUGCUCAUGUUAAAUUUGCAAAUUUUGUGUGAAAAUUUGAAUUUUUCAACUUCCCGCCGUCGAUUUUGGCGGUAAAUUUGAAUUUUCCAAGUUUCCCGCCUCAUUUUUCUACCCAAAACCCACUUUCCAGAUUCUUCCCCUCCACCUGAAUUUGCUCAAAAUAGUUGGCCGUGAAACCCUUGAAAAAAUCGAUAAACAACCAGCUGAUGACGUCAUUUUUGAGCCGAGUGAUGUGCGAAAAAUCAAUCGAAUGUUUGAGCUGAAUCCAGAUAUUGUGACGAAAAAUAUGGCACAAAAUAUGAUUGUGAGUGAUUUUUUGAGCUGAAAUUCAGGAUUUUCAGCAUUUUUAGGCCGGGAAACUGGAAAAUUCAUGGAAUUUUGAGCUAGGCUUGAAGUUAUCGAAAAUUUGGCUUGAUUGCUCAUGUUAAGCUCGAAAUCCAGAAAAAUUAUCAAUAGAGCGCACUUGCUCAUUUUUAGCAAAUUUUACAGUUUCUAGGCUUAAAAUUAUCGAUUUUUGAUGAUUUUUAGCUCAGAAAUGCGUGGAUUGCUCAUGUUAGGCUCGAAAAUUCGCAAAAUUCUCAAUAGAGCGCACUUGCUCAUUUUUAGCAAAUUUUACAGUUUCUAGGCUUAAAAUUAUCGAUUUUUGAUGAUUUUUAGCUCAGAAAUGCGUGGAUUGCUCAUGUUAGGCUCGAAAAUUCGCAAAAUUCUCAAUAGAGCGCACUUGCUCAUUUUUAGUGAAUUUUUCAGGUUUCUAGGCUCAAAAUUAUUGAUUUUUCAUGAUUUUUAGCUCAAAAACCUCGUUUUUUCCAGAAUUUCGUUUCAAACUGGAAAUUGGACCCAAAUUUGGCACAAUAUUUGAAUCAUGGUCGAGAUGAAGAACCAAUUGAAGAACCAGGAAUUGAUUAUGAUAAUCUGAAAAAUGAAUCGUGGAAUCAAGUCGAAUCAAUUGCAAUUAUAGUUUCGAUUUUGGCGCGAAUUUCGAAUCCGGAAGUUGUUACUGUUGAAAUGGCGAUUGAAAUUGCGAAAUUUGCAGCGGAUUUUGAACAUUUGUAUUCGCAAGAUGUGGGUUUUUUGGGGUGAAAACUUGAGGAAAAUUGGAUUUUUUGAGCCAAAAUAAGCUCUGAAACUUGAAAAAUCGAGAAGAUUUGAAUUUCUUAUUAAAUUUCAACGAAUAAUUUAAUUCCUAGCUAAAAAUUCAUGAAAAAUUUCAAUUUUCAACUCAAAAACCAGAAAAAUCUGAAAAUUUUAAGUUUUCCGAGCAAAAAUUUGAAAUUUUAAUCUGCAGAGCUCAAAAUUCAUGAAAAAUUUUGAAUUUUUAACUCAAAAACUAGAGAAAUCUGAAAAUUUCAAGUUUCCGAGCAAAAAUUUGAAAUUUUAAGCUGCAGAGCUAAAAAUUCAUGAAAAAUUUUGAAUUUUUAACUCAAAAACUAGAGAAAUCUGAAAAUUUCAAGUUUGCGAGCAAAAAUUUGAAAUUUUAAGCUUCAGAGCUCAAAAUUCAUGAAAAAUUUUGAAUUUUUAACUCAAAAAACCAGAAAAAUCUAAAAAUUUCAAGUUUCCGAGCAAAAAUUUGAAAUUUUAAGCUUCAGAGCUCAAAAUUGAUGGAAAAUUUUGAAUUUUGAAUUUUUCAGCUAAUUCGUGGCUGGCUGGAAGAUGUGACUGAAAUCAUCUCGAGAUUCCCAAAAUCAAUCAUCGAAUUCUUCUUCACAUCAGAAUCCAUCGAAAAUGACGCCAGAAGGCUACUUUUUCGAAGAAUCAUCGAAUACCCGAAAACUGAAAGUCUGAGGAAAUUUUUGACUGAAAAUUCGGAAUUUAUGACGAAUUUAAUGGCUGGAAAAUGUUUGACUGAAAAUCUGGAAUGGCUGGAACCCGAAGAGAAUUUGGCUGAAAAUUCGAUUUGUGACAGAGAGUAUUUGGGAUUAUCACUCAUUAAUAUUGUUUCGAAAUUUUAUCCAGAAUGGUUUGCUGAAAAUGACCAGCCAAUUGGAAUUUUAAGAGAUUUGUGGAAUUCGUCGGAUUUUAAGAAACGAUAUUUUGUUCGGAGCCCCACGGAAGAUGAUUUGAGAGUGAUUUCGGUUGGAAAAAUGAGCAAGUUUAAGUAUAAGGUGCCGAAAAUGGUGGUGAAUUGCUUUUUGAGAUAUUUGAGGUGGGUUUUUUGAGCCAAAAUUUGAGAAAAAUGCUCCAUUUUGAGUUAGAUUUCAUGGAAAUUAACCGAAAUCACACCUGGAACCCUGAAAUUUUGAAUUCCCCGCCAAAAUUAACCCCGGAAACUGUCAAAUGCGCUCUAUUGAGAAUUUGGGGAUUUUUGAACCAAGAUUCAUGAAAAAUGCUCCAUUUUGAGCUAGAUUUCAUGAAAAAUGGCCAAAAUUGGGUCUAGAAACUUGAAAAUUUGAAUUUCCCGCCAAAAUGAACCCCGGAAAUGUUCAAAUGCGCUCUAUUGAGAAUUUGGGGAUUUUUAAUGCAAAAUUUGAGGAAAAUGCUCCAUUUUGAGCUAGAUUUGUGAAUUUUAACCUUGGAGCUCUAAAAAAUCGAUUUUCCUGUCAAAAUUAACCCCGGAAACUGUCAAAUGCGCUCCAUUGCGAAUCUUGAAAAAUAAUUUGAAAACCCGGAUUUUUUAUGUUUCAAAAUUUUUAUAUAUCCCGCAGUGGUCUACUUAACGUCAGUACACAUAAUAUCGCCCACACAACAAAAAAAAACAAUGAAAUUUCAUUCAGCUAACCAAAUUUGAUGAUUAAAAUCGCAUUUCCCGCCCAAAAUUGACCCCGGGAACUUGGAAAAUUCAAAUUUUCAGCUAGGAAUUGGCAAAUGCGCUCUAUUGAGAAUUUGGAGGUUUCUUGGGAUUUUUUGAGUUUUUUCUGAAUACUGGUCGCUUUUAAAGGUUUAACAUGAGCAAUCUGCUAAUUUUUGACCCCGGGAACUUGGAAAAUUCAAGUUCUAAUACAAAUUAGCAAAUGCGCUCUAUUGAGAAUUGGGCGGGUUUUCAAAAAAUUCAAAUUUUUAGCAAACUUGAAUUCUUUGAAAAUUCGAAUUUCCCGCCAAAAUUGACCCCGGGAACUUGGAAAAUUCAAGUUCUAACACAAAUUAGCAAAUGCGCUCGAUUGAGAAUCUCCCAUAUUUCAGUUAUUUUUUAAUUUUCCAGAUGCAAACCGCUCGAUUUCGAAUUGCUCUUCGAUGUGAUCACAGUUUUCAUCGGAAAUUACAUCACCGAUUUUUGUUUUGUUCGCCAAUUUCUGGAAACCGAAAUAAUCCCAAAAAUGUCGUUGGAAUGGAGACGAGAAGCAUUUUUGAAAAUAAUGGAGAAAUUCGAAACACACCGUGAUAAAACUGUCAAUGAUUUGCGUGUCGUCAAAACCAUACAAUAUUUGAUUAUUCCGAGUUUGCAAUGGGCUUUUGAGAGAUAUGACGUGGAUUUGGUGAGGAAAUUUGAUGUUUUUGAGCUGAAAUUGAUGUUUUUUGAGCUGAAAAUGGCUGAAAUUGAUGAAUUUUGAGCUGAAAAUCACUGAAAUUGAUGAAUUUUGAGCUGAAAAUGGCUGAAAAUAUUCGUUUCAGCGUUUUCAGCAUGAAAAAUUCAUCUGGAACCUUUUUUUUUCAAAAUUUUUGGCGCCGAAAAUCUACAGUACCCCUGGGCUUGUUUGGUGUCUAAAAAUCAGGAUUUUCAGCUACAGUAAUCUUUUGAUCUAGAAAAUUUGAAAAAUUCCCUAUUUUGGCGCCAAAUUCUACAGUAACCCUAGGCUUGUUUGGUGUCUAAAAAUCAGGAUUUUCAGCUACAGUAAUCUUAUGAUCUAGAAAUUUUCGAAACUAUUUUUGGCGCCAAAACCUACAGUAUCCCUGGGCUUGUUUGGUGUCUAAAAAUCCCAAAUUUCCCCAAUUUUGCAGAUUGUCGGCGAAGCGAAAAGUUCAGAAGAAGGAAAUGAAGAUGAUCCGGACAAUCUGGUUUCUCGCCUCACAAAAGUCAUCGAUGCGAAUCGACAAAAAUUGAGCGACGGAAUGGUGAUUGUGUUCUAUCAAUUGUGCACACUUUUUGUUCAACACGCCUCACAUCAUAUUCAUAAUAAUAAUUAUAAGUGAGUUAGUUUUUUGGGGCUGAAAAUUGGGAUUUUUUGAGCCCAAAAUCGAGAUUUUUGAGCCAAAAUUAGUUUGGAAACGGGAAUUUUUGGGUGGAAAUCUUAAAUUUUCAAAAUUUUUGGAGAAAAUUCGAAUUUCCCGCCGAAAAUUGACCCCGGGAAGUUGAAAAAUUCAAAUUUUCAGCUGGAAAUUGGCAAAUGCGCUCUAUUGAGAAAAAAAUCGUCAAUUUUUCCCCACAAAAUUUGCAAAUUUAACAUGAGCAAUGCUCAAAAUUCUAUCAAAAUUUCCGGGUCCAAAAAACCCGGAUUUUUUAGGUUUCAAUAAUUUUUCAUGUAAAAUAAUAUUGAGCCAAAAAUUGAUAUACGUACCAACUCUCUCAAAAGCCCACUACAUACCAAGCUGGUUUUUCCUCAAUUUCAAGAAUUUUCAGAUCAUAAAAGUGGAAAAAUCCAUAUUUCAUCAAAUUUUGAUGAAAAAUACGGCGGGAAACUAGAAAAUUUGAUUUUUAAAGUCAAAAAUGGCUCAGGAUUCACAUUUUUAGGUCUGAAAUUGGCUGAAACUCAUUCAUUUUUGUCAUAAAUACCUCAAGAGUUAUGAAAAUUCAAUUUUCCCGCCUAAAAAUGACCCGGGAAGUGGGAAAAUUCGAAUUUUUACACAAAAAUUGGCAAAUGCGCUCUAUUGAGAAUAUGCCGGAUUUUCAAAAAAUUUAAUUUUUUUAACAAACUUGAAUUUUAUGAAAAAUCAAUAAUUUCACCCUUGGAAACCUAUAAAAAUUCAAAUUUCCCGCCAAAUUUGACCCCGGGAACUUCAAAAAUUCAAAUUUUUAGCUAGAAAUUGACAAAUGCGCUCUAUUGAGAAUCUGGCGGGUUUCUACAGAAAUUCAAAUAUUUUUUGCAGAAAGCAAGGAGGUCGCCUCCGAAUUUUCAUGCUUUUCGCAUGGCCCUGUUUAACUUUGGCAAAUCAUCAAGAUCCAACAAUGCGAUUCACCGGCUUCUUCUUCCUCGCAAAUAUAAUUGAGCGAUUUACGAUAAAUCGAAAGAUAGUGCUUCAAGUGUUCCAAUGUCUCACAACAACCUAUCAACAAGAUAAUCGCGAUCAAAUUCGAAAAGCCAUCGAUAUUCUGACACCGGCUGUACCGAUUCGAAUGGAAGAUGGACAUCAGCAGAUUUUGUCGAGUGUCAAGAAGGUUCUGAUUGAAGAAUGUCACAAUUUACCGCAUAUUCAACAUGUUUUGUGAGUUUUUUUUGGGAUUUUUGACUAAAAUUAAGCUUGAAAUCAUGAAAAAUGCUCUAUUUUGACCCUGGAAACGUGAAAAUUCGAAUUUCCCGCCAAAAUUGAGCCCGGGAACUUGAAAAAUUCAAAUUUUUGAGAAAAUGCGCUCUAUUGAGAAAUUGGCGGUUUUCGAAGAAAUUAAAAUAUUCAAAUUUGAAAUGUACUGAAUUUCAAGCUUAUAGGGUUAAUUUUGAGCCCGGAUUCGAAUUUUUGAGCUUUCUAAAAAUAUUUUGAGCUCAAAAUUUGGAUUUUUGAGCUUUCUAAGAAUAUUUUGAGCUCAAAUUUGGUUUUUGAGCUUUCUAGGAGCUUUUUGAGCUAAAUUUUAACUUUUGAGCUUCCUAAGAAUAUUUAUAGCACAAAAUUUGGAUUUUUGAGCUCUUCUGGAGCGUUUUGAGCCUAAAUUUGGAUUUUUGAGCUUUCUAAGAAUAUUUUGAGCUCAAAUUUGGAUUUUUGAGCUUCCUAGGAGCUUUCUGAGCUCAAAUUUGAAUUUUUUAGCUCAUCUUGAGCUUUUUCAGCACAAAAUUUGGAUUUUCGAGCUCAUCUGGAGCAUUUUUGAGCCUAAAUUUGACAAAAAAUCAUAUUUUGAGCCUGGAAAUCUGAAAAUUCAAAUUCUUAAGCGAAAUUUUAUGAAAAAUACAGAUUUUUUAACGAUUGCUCAUGUUAACUGGCUCAAAAUUAUCAGUUUUUCUCGAAUUUUUCCACCAAAAAAACCCGAUUUUUUUGCAGCCAAAUGAUAAUUCGAAACUAUCGUGUCUAUUUCCAUGUUCGACACGAACUUCUAACUCCACUAAUGAAUGCAGUUCAACGUGCUCUAAUUAUGCCAAAUAGUGUUGUUGACGCGUGGCUGACACGUCGAAUGGCAAUUGAUGUUUGUGAAAUGGUCAUUAAGUGGGAUUUGUUGCGCAAUCAAAAGUUGGAAGCACAAGCGCAGGUUACGGCUGAAGAUGCGCAAGAAGUUGAUAAAAUGUUGGAGAAAUUGAAAGGUGGGGAAUUUUGGGAGCAUUUUGAGACCAAAUUUGGGUGGUUUUGGAGCAUUUUGAGCCAAAAUUAGGCCACGCCCACUGUUUUGGAGCAUUUUGAGAUCAAAUUUGGGUAUUUUUGCUCGAAAUUUCGAAAUUUUGACUUUAAAAUCAGUUUCUUGCAAUUUUGAGGUGUUUUGGAGCAUUUUGAGCCAUUUGUGCUCAAAAUUUAGCCACGCCCACUUUUUUGAGCUCUGAAAUUGCGAUUUUCAGUUUCCUAUGACUUUUAGGAGAAUUUUGAGUCAAAAUUUAUGUUCUACAGUAGGAUAUUCGCUGCAAAACCCAAUUUUAUUUUUGAAAAUUCAAUAUUCCUGGAAAAAAGUGUGCCAGGCUUGCAAAUUUUUAAAAAUCUAUAGUAUUUUUAGCCCCGCCCACUUUUCUGUGCCGCGAAAUUGCAAAAAAUCGAAAACUAAGCUCCGCCCACUUUCCUUUGCCUUAAAAUUGCAAAAAAAUCUUCAAAAGUGUGCCAGGCUUGCAAAAUAAGCCCCGCCCACUUUUCUGUGCCGCGAAAUUCCAAUUCUUUAAAAGUGUGCCAGGCUUGCAAAAAUAAGCCCCGCCCACUUUUCUAUGUUCAAAAAAAUGCAAAAAAAAAAUUUAAAAAAAUAUUGGAAAAAAAUCUGUGCCGCAAAAUUGCAAAAUUCUUUGAAAGUGUGCCAGGCUUGCAAAAUAAGCCACGCCCACUUUUAUGUGCCUCAAAAAAUCCCCAUUUUCCAGGCUCAUCACUAUCGGAUAAAGAAGAAACCGAUGCUCCGGCUCAAAAUUCAGUAAAUGCUCCAAAAGAAAAAGAUGAUGUGCUCCAAAAACCAAUUUCCAAUGAGCACGUCGAUCAAAUUGUGAAUAUGUUGGUCCGUUUCUGUGUCACAUUCCAACAAGUUGCUCAUCAACAACACAUGCAACCAACAGCUCAUGAAUUGAUUAAAAAAAGUCAGGGACUCUUAAGAGCCGCACUAAAACCGUGUGUUUGGGGAGAGAUUGCUCAUAUUAGACAUUCGACAAUUGAGAAAUAUUUGUUUGUGCCGAAUGAUAUUGGAACAGCAAGACAAGAUGGACAGAAUUAUCAUAGUGUGCAUUGUACGAAUGCACAAUUCAGUUUGGAUUUGAUAUUGAAUUUGAUUAGUGUUAUGCCGAAAUCGUUGCUUUUGCAGACGUUGAGACCAUUGCAGAGAUCGAUUAUAUCGUGCUUGAAUAGUGGAAUGGGAACGGUAGGGUUUUACUGAGUUGAAAAUGGGGAAAAACCUUGAAAAUUGAGUUUUCUGAUGAAUUUGACCCAGAAAUCAUGAAUUUUGCCCUAGAAUUACCCUGAAUUCAUGGAAAAUUGAGCAUUGCUCAUAUUAGGAUGUUUUCGAGACAAAAUUCAUGGAAAAAUACCCAUUGCUCAUGUUAGUCUCGAUUUUAACCUAGAAACUUUAAAUUAGAUUUUUUUAAAAUAAGGCAUUGCUCAUGUUAGACUUAAAAAUCAUUCUAGAUGUUUUUUGGGAUUUUUGGACAAUUUUCAGCCCCAGAACCUGGAAAAUUGAGUUUUCUGAUGAUUUUUGACCCAAAAACCAUGAAUUUUGCCCUAGAAUUACCCUAAAUUCAUGAAAAAUGACCCAUUGCUCAUGUUAGUCUCGAAGAGCAUUCUAAUUGCUUUUUUGAGAUUUCUGGGUGAAAAUAAGCCUAGAAACCUUGAAAAUUCCAGUUUUUCUGAUGAUUGUUUACUCAAAAACCAUGAAAUUAAGCAUUGCUCAUGUUAGUGACGAGAUUUGGAUGAUUUGGAACCGAAAUUUGAGAUUUUCAGUCUUAAAUUGCACAUUGCUCAUAUUAAAUCUCAAUUUUUUUCAGCUCGUCAAACUCAUCAAUUCCCUUGUCGGCCGGCUUUUCGAAAAAACGCGAUCUUCUGUAAAUGGCUUAGAAGAAUUAGAAAUCUUCAAUCAAUACAUCAGCAAAUAUCUCACAGAUCAAUUCACAAAUUCAAUAAAACACGCAAAUUCGCCGGUUUCCCAUAUCUACACGGCAUUUUCGCUUCUUCGAACAAUUUGCACACAUCAACCUGGUUAUGUUGAUGCAGUUUGCCUGCCACUUUUUGUCAAAAUCACUGAAAAAGCAGCCAAAGAACAUAUAUCGUAUGUUUUGAAUGGUCAAGAUGGAUAUCGAGAAAAAGGAGUUAGUGAAUUGGUUUGUCUUAGUUUGGAAUUGCUUCGACCGAGAAUUGAAUUUAUAUCAUUGGAUAUGAAAAGUGCUAUCAUUUUCAAUGUUUUGGCCGAAUUAAUUGUGAAAACGAAUUAUGAAAAGGUUAUUAAUUGUUGUAUUAGUAUUUUGGGAGAAAUGAUUUCGACGACGGAUUUGGAAUUUACGAAACAAACUGUUAUGGAACAAUUGGUGAGGGUUCAACAGGCGAUUCCAAAGUUUAAGUGAGUUUUUUGGGGGAUUCUAAGGCUAAAUUUGGGGUUUUUGAGCUCACGGGGAGCGUUUUGAGCUCAAAAAUAGGUUCGUAAGCUUCUUAGGAGCAUUUUGAGCCCAGAAUUGAUGCAAAUUGAAUUUUUGAGUUCAUCUGGAGCAUUUUUAACCCCAAAUUUAGGUUUUUGAGCUCAUCCGGAGCAUUUUGAGCCUAAAUUUGAUAAAAUUGGAUUUUUGAGCUCAUCCGGAGCAUUUCGAGCCCAAAACUAGGUUCGUAAGCUUCCUGGGAGCUUUCUGAGCCCAAAUUUGAUGAAAAUUUAGGUUUUUGAGCUUCCUAGGAGCAUUUUGAGCUCAAAUUUGAUGAAAAUUGAGCUUUUCUAGCUCAGGGAGAACAUUUUGAGCCUAAAUUUGGAUUUUUGAGCUUCCUAGGAGCUUUUCAAUCCUAAAUUUGAUGAAAGUUGGAUUUUUAAGCUCAGGGGGAGCAUUUUGAGCCUAAAUUUGAUGAAAAUUGAGCUUUUCUAGCUCAGGGAGAACAUUUUGAGCCUAAAUUUGAGUUUGUGAGCCCGAAUUUUGAUUUUUUGAGCUUUCUGGAUAAUUUUUGAGCAUUUUUUAUCAAAAAUCAAAAAUCUGAAGCAAUAAAAAAUAGGUGAUCUAAACAUUUUCAAAAAAAAAAACCCGGAUUUUUUAUGUUUCAAUAUUUUGUUAUGAAUAAUUAUAAUGAACUAAAAAUGUUCUAUGUUUUCAAGAAGUAUUAACAUGAGCAAUCCCCCCAAUUUUUUUGCAGAGAAAACAAAGAUCUAAUCGCCAAUUUCCUGCCCGUAGUUCUUCGAAUUUAUCAAGUUCACGAAUUCCGAAAAUCAGAAAAUGGUCAACUUUUGUGGGAUGGCUUCUUUUGGGGCCUAACAUCAAAAGACGCAAAAAUUCGCGACGAGUUUCUGCAAGUCUGGGAAUCGAUGUGGCCACAUUUGGCACAAAUUGAUUUGGCUCAACGAAUGAGAUAUAUUCUGACACAACAAGAUUGGUCGAAAUUCGGACAAUAUUUUUGGCUCAAACAUGCACUUUGGAGCAUGUUGAGAAGUGUGGAAAAACGCGCGAAAAAUGGACCGAAAACAGCGAAUAAACAUGUAUUGAUGAUACAUUGUGCGACGAGUUGGAAUACGUUGGAAUUGGCGGCACGAUUGGAUGGAUGUGGAUUGGUGAGAAGAGGUUUUGGGGGGAUUUUGAGCCUGAAAAUGGGGAAUUUGGAGCAUUUUGAGCUCACAAUCGAGAAAAAUGAUGAAUUUUGAGCCUAGAAACGUAGAAACAUUGAUUUCUGAUGAUUUUCUGCCAACAUUUUUGAAAUUUGGAGCAUUUUGAGCCCAGAAACAUCAAUUUUGGUAAAAUGAAACUCUACAAGCUUGAAAUAUGAAUUCACGAGCCAUUUGGGCUGAAAUUUAGGAUUUUUGGAGCAUUUUGAGUCUAAAAACAAUAAAAAUAUGAAUUUAAAAAAAAGGAGCACAAAUUUUCAAUGUUAACUUCAAUUUUGACCAAAAAUUAAGAGAUUAGGGUUAUUUUGAGCCCAAAAACGAGAAAAAUGAUGAAUUUUUAUCCUAGAAGCUUAAAAAAUGAUUUCUGAUGAUUUCGAGCUAAAAUUUUCAAGGUUUUGCGCAUUUUGAGCCCGAAAAAUCAGAAAAAUAUGGAUUUUUAGCCUAGGAGCUUUAAAAAAUUAUUUAUGAUGAUUUUCAGCCAAAAUUUUUGAAAAUUGGAGAAUUUUAAGCCCGGAAUCGAGAAAAAUGAUGAAUUUUGAGCCUAGAAACGUAGAAAAUGGCUGAAAUUAUAAGAUUUGGAGCAUUUUGAGCCCGAAAAAUCAGAAAAGUAUGGAUUUUCAUCCUAGAAGCUUAAAAAAUGAUUUCUGAUUAUUUUCAGCCCAAAAAUUUUAAAUUUGGAGCAUUUUGAGCCCGAAAACGAGAAAAAUGGUGAAUUUUCAGCCUAGGAAGACGAAAAUAACUGAAAUUAUAAGAUUUGGAGCUUUUUGAGCCCCAGAAAUCAGAAAAAUAUGGAUUUUCAGCCUAGUAGCUUACAAAAAUGAUUUCUAAGGAUCUUGAGCUACAAUUUUCGAGAUUUGGAGCAUUUUGAGCCCCAAAACAAGAAAAAUGAUGAAUUUUGAGCCUAGAAACUUUUAAAAAAUGAUUUUCUGAACGUUUCGAGCUGAAAUUUCGGAGUUUUGGAGCAUUUUGAGCCCAGAAUCGAGAAAAAUGAUGAAUUUUAAGCUUAAAAAAAUGAUUUCUGAUGAUUUUCAGCCAAAAAAUUGAAGUUUGGAGCAUUUUGAGCCCGAAAAAUCAGAAAAAUAUGGAUUUUGAGCCUAGAAACGUAGAAAAAUGAUUUUUGAUGAUUUUGAGGCCGAAAAUGGGGAAUUUGGAGCAUUUUGAGCCCGAAAACGAGAAAAAUGAUGAAUUUUCAGCCUAGAAACUAAAAAAUUCUAAUUUCUGAUGAAUUUGAGCCCGAAAAUGGUGAAUUAGGACCAUUUUGAGCCCGAAAAAUCAGAAAAAUAUGGAUUUUGAGCCUAGAAGCUUAAAAAAAUGAUUUCUGAUGAAUUUGAGCUAAAAUUUUCGAGGUUUGGAGCAUUCUGAGCCCGAAAACGAGAAAAAUGAUGAAUUUUGAGCCUAGGAACAAGAAAAAUGAUGAAAUUAUAAGAUUUGGAGCAUUUUGAGCCCGAAAAAUCAGAAAAAUAUGGAUUUGGAGCCUAGAAGCUUAAAAAAAUGAUUUCUGAUGAAUUUGAGCUAAAAUUUUCGAGGUUUGGAGCAUUCUGAGCCCGAAAACGAGAAAAAUGAUGAAUUUUGAGCCUAGGAACAAGAAAAAUGAUGAAAUUAUAAGAUUUGGAGCAUUUUGAGCCCGAAAAAUCAGAAAAAUAUGGAUUUGGAGCCUAGAAGCUUAAAAAAAUGAUUUCUGAUGAUUUUCAGCCAAAAAAUUGAAGUUUGGGGCAUUUUGAGCCCAAAAACCCAGGAAAGUUCUAAUUUUGAGCCCGGAAACCUUCAAAAAUUGAUUUUCAGAUGAUUUUGAGAGACCAGAAUUUGAGCUGAAAGAAAAUGUAUAAAAUGAGCAAUGAUUUCAAAAACCCGGAUUUUUUAUGUUUCAAAAUGUUAUUAUUCAAAACUUCAGCGAAAAAUUGUAAUUUUUCCUAGUUUUCCUACUAAAAUUCUCCAAAAUUGUUCAAAUUUCAGCUUAAAAUGCUCAAUUUUUCCAGAAUCAACCUCCAAAUUCUUCUACUCAAAUAGAUCCACAACAACCGAAAGAAGAACCAAUGGAGCUGGAAAUUCCAGAAGAGCAACCUGAAAUCAAACCAGAUAUUUCUGAAAAAACCAAAAAACUCAAUCAAUUACUGGAAGAGCAAAAGCAAUUCCUAGAAGAAGCUGCGAAUUUUGAUUUUGGCCAGAAAAUUGAGUCGAUUUCGAAUAUCGCAUUCCGAAUUGCGGACACAAAAGUUGUGUCGAAAAUGUGGAUUUGUUUGUUUCGAAGUUUUUGGGAAUCGUUGACACAAGAGGAGAGAUUUGAGAUGAGAAGUGAGGUUUUUUUUUUAGGGUUUGGGAAGGGAUUUGGAGCAUUUUGAGAUGAAAAUUGGGAGAUUUGGAGUAUUUUGAGCCUAGAUUCAGAAAAUUUGAAGAAUUUAGACCUAAAAUGAAGAAAAUUCUGAGUUUUGAGCCCGAGUUUCUAGUUUUCAUGAAAUUUUGAGCAUUUUCACCUUUAAUUCAUGAUUUUUGAAGAAUUUUGAGCCUAGAUUUAGAAAAUUCUGAGUUUUGAGCCCGAAUUUCAAGUUUUCAUGAAAUUUUGAGCAUUUUCACCCAGAAUUCAUGAUUUUUGGAGCAUUUUGAGCCUAGAUUCGAACAUUUCAUGUUAACAUGAGAAAUGCUGCAAAAUUCCAUCAAAAACUAACAUGAGCAAUGCUCAGAAUCUCAACAAAAAAGCAUAGAUGAAAACCCGAAUGUUUUAUGUUUCAAUAUUCUGGUAUGUGUUACACACUUUGAAAAUGUUAUUAGCUUUUCAAUUGUGUUCAAUUCUGCAAAAAUCAGUUCUAGAUCAUUUUUUGGCUGGAAAUAAGCUGGAAAUCUCGAGAAUUACCCCUGAGUUAAAUCACUUAAAUUCAUAAAAAUUAGUUAAAUCUGGGCUCUGAAUGACCCUAAAAUUAUCUUAAAUCAUUUCUUGAAGCGAAAAAUCAAUUCUACCUGAAAAAUUAUCCCCAAGUUACCCUAAAUCACCUUAAAAUCACCCUAAGCUUACCUUAACUUCCCCAAAACCCCUCAAUUUUUCCAGCUAUGCUAAUUCAAUUCAUGGGAAGCGGUGCCCAUAAUUCCUAUAUUUCUGGAGUCGAAAAAUCAGUGCUCGCAAUUUGGCUCGAAACAGUCAGUCCACUAAUUGCCAUUCCAUCAAAUCUCAUCGAAUUCAUCUCAAAAAAACACGAAUGUUGGCAUAUUGGAGUACAAUUAUUGGAGCAUUCCACAUUGCUCAUACCAAAAAUGUUGAAUGUAAACGAACCAUUAUCCAGAGAAAUUACAGCCAAUGUUGAAACCCUGGAAAGUUUGGCGAAUUUGUAUAAGGAGCUCGGAGAAUUUGAUCAAUUUUCGGCGAUUUGGGAUAGAAGAGCUUUUAGGCCGGAAACGAUGAAAGCGAUGCAUUUGAUGCAAUUGGUGAGGGUUUUGGCGGGAAAAAUGGGGAAAUUUGAUGAAUUUUAAGCUGAAAAUCACUGAAAUUAAUGAAUUUUGAGCCUAGGACCAUGAAAAUUGGAUUUUUCAUAGAAUUUGGGCUCUGAAAAUACCCCACAAGCCUAUUUUUGAUCGAAAAUUGGAUUUUUGGCUAAAUUUGACAUUGGGACCAUGAAAAUUGGAUUUUUCAUAGAAUUUGGGCUCCGAAAAACACAAAUCACUGAAAUUGAUGAAUUUUGACCUGAAAAUCACUGAAAAUGAUGAACUUUGAGCUGAAAAUCACUGAAAAUGAGCCAAAAUGCUCAUUUUUGAGCUAAAACACCGUGAGAUACCUUAAAAAUCACGUUUCUCACUUGAAAAAACUCCAAAUGUGAUAAAUUUGAAGCCAGAAGCCCUUAAAUUUGAAAAUUCUGAAUUUUGAACUAGACAUUGUCAAAAAUCAUGAAAUUCUAGCUGAAAUGAUGGAUUUUGAGCUGAAAAUCCGAUUUUCUUACCACAAAAUUGGCCUAAGAAGUGAAAUUUAAAAAGAUUGCUCAUGUUAAAUUUUUUUUUAUUAAAAAUGAGCAGAAAUUAUGAAUUUUGAGCUGAAAAUCCAAUUUUUCAUACUUCAAUUUGAAAAAAAACAUCAGCUCAAUUUUUACUGAAAAAUUUGUCUGAAAAAACAGAUUUUCUAACUUUUUUUUCCCUAGAAAUCCACAUUUUCACGGGAUUUCACAAAAAGAAGCGCGGGAAUUUUUGCCCCGGAGAAAUAGGUUUCAAAAAAUUUAGAAAUUUUCAGGAAUUUUAGAUCCAAAUGUUGGAUAUGUCUUCAUUUUUGUCAAUAAGAAAAAUUUGAAUUUUUCACCAAAUUUUCCCGAUUUUUCCAAUAAUUUAUAAUUUUCCAGGGAGAAGUUGAACUCGCUGGCUCAUUAUUGGAAAAUACAAUGUCACGAACAUUUGAAAUGCUCAAAAUGAAAUCGUUGGCUCCGCCCCCGCCACCAACACAAUUGACACAAAAUGGAACACCGCUACCCGAACCCGUUCGACAUAUCACACCAUUAUUAGAUCGAGAAUAUGAUCAUUGGCAGAGAAUGUAUACGAGGUGAGCCAAAAUGAGCCCUGGAGCUUGAAAAUUGGCGAUUUUUGGUCGAAAAUGAGCCCAGGAUCAUGAAAAUUGAGGAUUUUUGACCUAGAAACAUGAAAAUUCAAAUUUCCCGCCUGAAAUUGACCCCGGAAUCUUGAAAAAUUCAAAUUUUCACUCGAAAAUUAGCAAAUGCGCUCUAUUGAGAAUUUGGCAGAUUUCAGAAAAAAUUCAAAUUUUUAAGCUAGAAAAUUCACAAUUUUCCAAUAACUAUGGAAAAAUUAUGCCAUUUGAGCUCAAAAUUCAUUAUUUAACAUGAGCAAUGCUCAAAAUGAUUUGAAAAUCGAUGAAAAAUUUAAAUUUCCCGCCCAAAAUUGACCCCGGGAACUUGAAAAAUUCAAAAUUUCACUCAAAAAUUGACAAAUGCGCUCUAUUGAGAAUUUUGCAGCUACUGGGUAAUUUUUGAAUUUUUUAAGCCAAAAUUUUAUGAAAAUUGGAAAUUUUGAGCCCUGAAACUUGAAAAUGAUUAAAAACAGGCCUGGGGCCCAUUUUCAAGCCCAAAAGCCUGAAAAAUCGAUAAUUUUACCCCCAGACUCUUGAAAAUUCAAAUUUUCCGCCCAAAAUUGACCCCGGGAAGUUGGAAAAUUUAAAUUUUCAUUCGAAAAUUAGCAAAUGCGCUCUAUUGAGAAUUUGGUGGAUUUCAGAAAAAAUUCAAAUAUUUAAACAAAUUCAAAAAUCGGAUUUUUUCCAAUAAAAUGAAAGUUGAGCUCAAAAUGCAUUAUUUAACAUGAGCAAUGCUCAAAAUGAUUUGAAAAUCGAUGAAAAAUUUAAAUUUCCCGCCCAAAAUUGACCCCGGGAACUUGAAAAAUUCAAAAUUUCACUCAAAAAUUGACAAAUGCGCUCUAUUGAGAAUUUUGCAGCUACUGAGUAAUUUUUGAAUUUUUUAAGCCAAAAUUUUAUGAAAAUUGGAAAUUUUGAGCCCUGAAACUUGAAAAAUGAUUAAAAACAGGCCUGGGGCCCAUUUUCAAGCCCAAAAGCCUGAAAAAUCGAUUAUUUUACCCCCAGACCCUUGAAAAUUCAAAUUUCCCGCCAAAAUUGACUGGGAAUUGACAAAUGCGCUCUAUUGAGAAUUUGGCGGAUUUCAGAAAAAUUCAAAUAUUUAAACAAAUUCAAAAAUCGGAUUUUUUCCAAUAAAAUGAAAGUUGAGCUCAAAAUUCAUUGUUUAACAUGAGCAAUGCUCGAAAUUUCCCCAAAUUCUCCAUAGAGCGCAUUUGCCAAUUUUCAGCUAAAAAUUUGAAUUUUUCAAGUUCCCAGGGUCAAUUUUGGCGGGAAAUUUGAAUUUUUAUGGUCCCUGGGUCAAAAUUGAGCAUUUUUAAUGAGUUUUAGCUGAAAAUGACCCAAAAAUGCUCCAAAUUUCGUUGCAGCUGCUGCUCUGAACUUCUCCAAUGGCAAAAUGUGGCCGACAUGGCAAACGGCAAAGAACUUCAAGAUUCUCGCGAUCUUCUCACAGCCGCUGUUCACAUUUCCGAUUGGAAUGUUGUCGAAGAAUGUCGAAAUCAAAUAUCCGGAUGUAUUCCACCGGAUUUCUAUCCAGAUUACACCAUCUACAAUGCAAUGUUGAUUGUGAUCAAAAAUGGAGAUCCACACGCACCGAAUACGCAUAAAGAACAGAUUAAAAUGGCGGUUCAGGAGGCGAUGGAUGUGAGUUUUUUGGGCGGGGAAAUUUGGAGCAUUGCUCAUGUUAAAUUUUGAAUUUUUCAAGAAAUUUGGGGCAUUUUGAUAUCCCACAAGCCUAAAUUCUUGAAAAAUCGAGUUUUUGAGCAUUGCUCAUGUUAAAUUUUGGAUUUUUCAUGAAAUUUUGAUCUAGUAAACUUUUUAUCAACAUUUUUUACCAUUGCUCAUGUUAGAACCUGAAAAUCCAAAAUUUUCAACCUGAAAACGCUCAAAAUCUUCAUUUUUCAAUUAAAAUUUAAGUUAAUUAGUGUUAAAAGUAAAACUUCGAUUCGAAACCUCUUUCGAAUUUUUAUCAUCCUCAAUUUUUCCUUUAAAUCCAAACAUUGCUAAAAUAAUAUUUCGCACACUUUUUGUCUCCACAAAAUAGACGAAAAAAUCGAUUGUUAGUAGAAUGUAGAGACGAGUAAAUGCGAUUAGAAGUUGAACAUUUGCUGGGAGAUUUGUGUAGAAAUUCUGGAAAUUUUGGCUGAAAUUUGGCGAAUUUUGAGAUCGGAUAAGUCUAGGGACCUGAAUUUUUGGAUUUUUCAUGAAAUUUGGGAUUUUUUGAGCCUAAACAAGCCUAGGAACCUAAAUUUUUGGAUUUUUCAUGAAAUUUGGAGAUUUUUGAUAUCCCACAAGCUUUUUUUUUGAAAAAUUGAAUUUUAGCCUCAAAUUUUGAGCAUUGCUCAUGUUAAAUUUCGGAUUUUUCAUGAAAUUUGACGAUUUUUGAUAUCCCACAAGCCUAAAUUUGAAUUUUCAAAUCUGAAAUUAAUUUUUGGUUUGCUGAAAAUCUGAAAUUGCGUGUGAAAAUUUUUCUGAUUUUUUUUCUAGAAAAAAAAUUUUCACAUGCAAUUUUCUUUAAAAAAAAAUAAAUGAUUGCAUUUUUUGGAGUACGGUAUAGAAAAUUGCAGAUUUUUGAGCUGAAAAUUUGAAAAAAUGUGAUUUUCAGCCUGAAAAUUCUGAUUUUUCUACAAAAUCACCUGAAAUUCAGGAUUUUCUCGAUUUUUAAUCAAAUUUAGACCAAAAAAUACCUGAAAUUCAGGAUUUUCUGAAAUUUUCGCGGCUCACCGGAAAAUUGCGCAUCAAAAAUGCACAAAUCUCAUAAAAUGACAAAGUGACAGUCAGCGAAAUUGCCUGUUUUAUCAUUGUUAAUUCUUGUCGCUUGUUAUUUGCGAUCGUUUUCGUUGACAUGAAUUCGAUGUUGGCGGAUUGGACUUUUUCUGAAAAAUGGCGGUUUUUUGAGCCUAGGGACCCAAAUUUUUGGAUUUUUCAUGGAAUUUGGGACUUUUUAAGCCUAAACAAGUCUAGGGACCUGAAUUUUUGGAUUUUUCAUGAUAUUUGGGACUUUUUGAGCCUAAACAAGUCUAGGAACCCAAAUUUUUGGAUUUUUCGAGAAAUUUGGGCCUUUUUGAGCCUAAACAAGCUAGGCACCUGAAUUUUUGGAUUUUUCAUGAAAUUUGGGACUUUUUGAGCCUAAACAACCCUGGGGGCCUGAAUUUUUGGAUUUUUCAUGAAAUUUGGGACUUUUUAAGCCUAAACAAGCCUAGGGACCUGAAUUUUUGGAUUUUUCAUGAAAUUUGGGAACUUUUUGAGCCUAAACAAGCCUGGGGACCUGAAUUUUUGGAUUUUCAAGAAAUUUGGGCUUUUUUGAGCCUAAACAAGCCUAGAGACCUGAAAUUUUGGAUUUUUCAUGAAAUUUGGGCCUUUUUAAGCCUAAACAAGCCUAGAAUCCAAGAAUUUAGGAUUUUUCAUGAAAUUUGGGACUUUUUGAGCCUAAACAUCAAGAAAAUUCAAAUUUCCCGCCAAAAAUUGAGCCCGGGAACGUGAAAAUUCAAAUUUUUAGUCCGAAAAUUUGCAAACGCGCUCUAUUGAGAAUUUUGCGGGAUUUGAGGAUUUUUUGAAUUUUCUGGGUCAAAAAAUUUUGAUUUUCAAAAACUAUGGCUUGUGGGAUAUCAAAAUUCUUCGAAAAAUUAAAAAAUUCAGAUUCCUAGGCUUGUUUGGGCUCAAAAAGUCCCGAAUUUCUUGAAAAAUCCAAAGAUUCGGAAAUUCUCUCAUAAAAUGAAUUUCUAGAUGCUUUCAUAUGAAAAACGAGCCCAAAAUUGAUAAACAUACAAAUAACUGGUAAAUAAAUUGUGUUGACAUUUUGAAAAAGAGUUAUCGGAUGUCGAUUUGGAGCACAAGCUGAGAUGAAGGACAUGAGCUUUUCGCUGUAAUUUAUACGGCAGUCUGGAAAUGGGAUAAUUUGGGGCUUAAAAUUUUAGGCUUAAAAUUUGGGCCUAAACCUUAGGCUUAAAUUUCAAGCUUAAAAUUUGGGCUUAGGCUUAAAUUUCAGGCUUAAAUUUCAAGCUUAAAAUUUGGGCUUAGGCUUAAAUUUCAGGCUUAAAUUUAAGCUUUAAUUACAGGCUUAAAUUUCAGGCUUAAAAUUUGGGCCUAAACCUUAGGCUUAAAUUUCAGGCUGAAAAUUUCAGGCUUAAAAUUUAGUUUAAAGUUUGGCUUGAGUUUCAGGAGGAAAGUUUCAAGCUCAAAAUUUAGAUUUAAAAUUUACCUUGAGUUUAGGCUAAAAAUUUGAGCCUAAACCUUAGGCUUAAAUUUCAGGCUAAAAAUUUCAGCCUAAAUCUUAGGCUUAAAUUUCAGGCUUAAAAUUUCAGCCUAAACCUUCGGCUUAAAUUUCAAGUUCAAACCUGAUAAAUAGGGUAUCAGAAGUGAUAUAAAAACACAAAUCUCAAUAAAAAAUCCAUAAACAAAAAUUCGAAAAUGCGAAAAUACUUUAGUAUUAAACGGCCGAAACACCAAAUAAACACGAUGAAUUGUCAUUAGAGCGCAAAUGCACAAUUGCCAUAAAUAUGGGCCGGUUGUAGAAAUUGUGAAAUAGGCACCGUAUGAAUUACGGUAGUUAUUGUAAGUCGUAUCGGGAAGUAGGAAACCGGUGGACAUGUUGGCGAAAAAACUGAUUCGAAAGAUGAAGCUGUUUAGAGCGAUUUGGAGAAUGUAGGAGUGGGGAAGGUAUUCUGGAAGGGCGAUUUUUGGGCUGGAAAUUGGCUUGGGCCGAAAAUUCCGGUUUUUUUGGUACUAAAUAAGCCUAGAAUGGAAAAUUUAGAAUUUUUGGUACUAAAUAAGCCCAGGCUUGAACAUUUGGGAUUUUCUGAUACUAAAUGGGCCUAAGCUCGAAAAUUUAAGAUUUUUGAUAUCUCACAAGCCUAGGGGCCCAAAAUUUGCGAUUUUUUGAUACUAAAUAGGCCUGGGCUUGAAAAUUUGGAGUUUUUUGAUAUCUCACAAGCCUAGGGGCCCAAAAUUCGGGAUUUUUGGUACUAAAUGAGCCUAGGCUUGAAAAUUCCGAAUUUUAGAUAUCCCACAAGCCUAGGGGCCCAAAAUUUGCGAUUUUUUGACAGAAAAUAUGUUCAGAGCUCAAAAAUUAGGCUCCGCCCAUUUUUCUGUGCCCUAAAAUUGCAGCAAACCUACUAUCUUUUCGAUUUUUCCACGAAGCCAUCACCAAAAUCACAUCGAAAAUUCCAGAAAUCACAAGGUAGAUUAGGAAAAUUGACUCUAGAAUGUCGCGCAACAACAUUUUGUUGGCUGGAAUUCUGAAAAUCUGAAAAUUUUAGGCUGAAAUUGCGUGACUGACUGAAAAAAUAACAAGUUUUGAGAAAAAACGCCCCUCAAAUUGUCUGGGAAAACAAUUUUUUCAGUUGAAAAUGACGUGGAUAAUUGGGGGAUUUUUGGCUGAAAAUAUCUGAAAAUCUUGAAAUUUGGGUCCAAAAAUUGAACUCUAUUAAUUCCUGGAAAAUUAAAAUUCUAGACUGAUUUUUCCACUGAAAAUCUGAAAAUUUCAGAUAUUUUUCAGCUUCUAGAACCUAAUUUAUUACAAAAAUUCUGAAGGUCCCAAAAAUUUCAGAUUAUUUUCAGCUAAAAAAAUCUGAAAUACUUGAAAUUUAGGUUCUAGUCCAAAAUUCAAGAAUCCAAGCUUCUAGACCUUUUUUCACUGAAAAUCUGAAAAUUUCAGAUAUUUUUCAGCUUCUGAAACCUAAUUUUCAGCAUAAAUUCUGAAAGUCCCAAAAUUUUAGCUCAUUUUUGGGCUCUGAAAAAUUCUGAAAAUCUUGAAAUUUAGAUUCUAGUUCAAAAUUCAAGAAAAAUUCAAAAAUCCAAGCUUCUAGACUGAUUUUUCACUGAAAAUCUGAAAUUUCAGAUAUUUUUUCAGCCUUUAAAACCUAAUUUUCAGCAUAAAUUCUGAAAUUCUUGAGAUUUCAGCUCAAUUUUAGUGCUCUGAAAAAUCUGAAAAUCUUGAAAUUUAGUUUAUAGUCAAAAAUUCAAGAAAAAUUCAAAAAUCCAAGCUUCUAGACUGAUUUUUCACUGAAAAUCUGAAAUUUCAGAUAUUUUUUCAGCCUUUAAAACCUAAUUUUCAGCAUAAAUUCUGAAAUUCUUGAGAUUUCAGCUCAAUUUUAGUGCUCUGAAAAAUCUGAAAAUCUUGAAAUUUAGUUUAUAGUCAAAAAUUCAAGAAAAAUUCAAAAAUCCAAGCUUCUAGACUGAUUUUUCACUGAAAAUCUGAAAUUUCAGAUAUUUUUUCAGCCUUUAAAACCUAAUUUUCAGCAUAAAUUCUGAAAUUCUUGAGAUUUCAGCUCAAUUUUAGUGCUCUGAAAAAUCUGAAAAUCUUGAAAUUUAGUUUAUAGUCAAAAAUUCAAGAAAAAUUCAAAAAUCCAAGCUUCUAGACUGAUUUUUCACUGAAAAUCUGAAAUUUCAGAUAUUUUUUCAGCCUUUAAAACCUAAUUUUCAGCAUAAAUUCUGAAAUUCUUGAGAUUUCAGCUCAAUUUUAGUGCUCUGAAAAAUCUGAAAAUCUUGAAAUUUAGUUUAUAGUCAAAAAUUCAAGAAAAAUUCAAAAAUCCAAGCUUUUAGACCGAUUUUUCACUGAAAAUCUGAAAAUUUCAGAUAUUUUUCAGCUUCUGAAACCUAAUUUUCAGCAUAAAUUCUGAAAGUCCCAAAAUUUUAGCUCAUUUUUGGGCUCUGAAAAAUUCUGAAAAUCUUGAAAUUUAGAUUCUAGUUCAAAAUUCAAGAAAAAUUCAAAAAUCCAAGCUUCUAGACUGAUUUUUUAGUGAAAAUCUGAAAUUUCAGAUGUUUUUCAGCCUCUAGAACCCAUUUUAUUACAAAAAUUCUGAAAGUCCCAAAAUUUUUGAUCAUUUUCAGCUAAAAAAGUCUGGAAAUCUUGAAAUUUGGGUCCAAAAAUUGAACUUAAUUCCUGGAAAUUAAAUUUUCUAGUGCAAAAUUCAAGAAAAAUCCAAGCUUCUAGACCGAUUUUUCACUGAAAAUCUGAAAUUUCAGCUCAAUUUUCAGCUAAAAAUUCUGAAAAUCUAAUUUUCCAGACCCACAUUGCAAAAUGGCGUGCUCUGCCCAAAGUUGUCUCAUAUGCUCAUUCCAAAAUCCUUCAAUCAAUGAAUAUAAUUCGAGAAAUUGAAGAAUCGAUUGAUUUGAGAUGUGCAAUUGAAGAUCCGAAUUCAAGAUUUGAACAAUCACUUCUACAAGAUAUGAAAACUCUGAUAAAAAUCUGGAGAAAUAGAACACCGUGUCAAGCUGAUGAGUUAUCAUAUGUCGCAAAAAUGUAUGAUUGGAGAAUCCAAAUCCAUUGUUUAGUGCUGAAAAAAUUUGAAUAUUGGGAGAAAUUGGGUUUGAAUGUACCGCCUGGUGCUACGAAUCAUUCGAUUUUGCCGAUUCAUUCGAGUGCGCAAGGACAGUUGGCGAUUGCGAAGGUUGCGAGAAAUUUGGGAUGUCAUACGACGGCUAAGGAUGUUAUGAAUAGGUUAGCGGUGAAAAUGAGCCAAAAAUUGCAAUUUUUGGUUGAAAAUGAGCUCUGGAACUUGGAAAUUUGAGUUUUGGGGUGAAAAUGAACCAAAAAUCGCAAUUUUUGCUCGAAAAUGAGCCCUGGAACUUGAAAAUUUGAGUUCUGGGAUGAAAAUGAGCCAAAAAUCGCUAUUUUUGCUCGAAAAUGAGCUCUGGAACUUGAAAGUUCCAGAUGUUUGCUCAAAAAUGACCCUAGAUUCGUUUUAGAGCAUGAAAUGACUUAAAAUUAUGAAAUUUCAUGAAUUUUAACCCUAGAAAAUCAAUUUUUAUCAAAAUUCUAUUUUUAAAAAUUCAAAAAUCCUCAAAAACCCGCCCAUUUCUCAAUAGAGCGCAUUUGACAAUUUUUGACUGAAAGUUUGAAUUUUUCAAGUUCCCGCCGUCAAUUUGGCGGGAAAUUUGAAUUUUCAGGAUUCUAGGCUUGAAAUUAUCGAUUUUUCAAGUUUCUGGGCUCAAAAUAGCUCAUUUUGAUGAUUUUUGGGUUCAAAAUUUCAGAUUUUCAGACAGAAAUUCCCAUUUUUCCAGAAUCGCCGCAAUGACAAUGCUCCCAAUGCUCGAUUCCCAUCAAAAAGUUUGCGAUUACGCGAAGAAUUUGAGAAAUUGGGGAGCUGUAAUUAAAGACGAAGAUAUGAGAAGAGAAGUAUUAUUAGAAGCGAUCGAAUGUUUGGAAGAUGUGAGAAUUGAUGAAGCGACAAGAGAACAAAUUGCUAAGAUAUUGUAUCAAAGAGCAAAUGUGCAUUCGAUGUUGGAUCAAAGACAUUUGGCUGAUCGGGCUUUUAGGUGGGCUGAAAUUUGAAAUUUUUGAAAGAAAAUAAGCCCUAGAACUCGAAAAUUCGAAAUUUUUUGAGCCCUGAAUCUUAAAAAUUCGAGCUUUUUGCAAUUUUUAGACCCAGAAAUUGUUUUUUGAGCUCUGGCACUUGGAAAUCAAGAAUUUUCAGCAAAAUUGAGCCUGGAACCAUGAAAAUUCAAUUUUCAAAUCAAAAUCUUGAAUUUCAAGCAUUGCUCAUGUUAAUUUUCGAUUUUUGAACAGUUGUGCUCAUGUUAAAUUUGGAAAAUCCUGAAUUUAGGUUUUACUUAGCCGAAUUUAAUUUUAAAAAUAAAAAAGUUAACAUGAGCAAUCAUCGUCCUCUUCCUGACCCAAAUUUUUUGAAAAAUUCAAAAGUUCUCUUUUUUUCAGCGAAGCAGCUCAAUUAAUCGAUUUCAAACAAAUGCAGGUGACAAAUGUGACGGUGAAUUUGAUGAAGUCUUGGGCUCAUCAUUUGUACAAAUUGUGUUUUGCUGCAAAGUGAGUUUUUUUUUACUGAAAAUCUGAUGAUUGCUCAUCUUAAACUCGAAAUUUUUCAGCGUAACCGAAGAAACCGUCAACAACUACGGUCGUCAAUCAAUUUGUUGCUAUUUCACAGCGGCUCGCGUCGAUUUGGAGCCAAAAGCUCGAAAAUAUAUUGCUCGAAUUCUGUGGUUGGCAAAACAUAUGGCAAUUUGUGGACCGAAUUCGGCCGAAAGCCUGAGUCGUGUUAUUCGACAACAAUUGCACACGUUGAAUGUUUAUAAUUGGAUUUAUUGGAUACCGCAAUUAAUUACGGAAAUUAGACAUACACCAAAUUCACCAUUUAUGCAUAUUUUGGUGAAGGUGAGCCGAAAAUUUGGGAUUUUUUGAGUAUAAACGUGAAAAUUCCGGUUUUUGAGUCCAAAUUCGAUAAUUUUUGGUCUAACAUGAGCAAUCCUUAGAAAAUAGCAAAAUUUCUGGUUUUUAGAGUUCAAAUUUGAUAAUUUUUGGUCUAAUAUGAGCAAUCCUAAAAAAAUUGCGAAGUUCCGGUUUUUAUAGUCCAAAUUCGAUAAUUUUUGGUUUAACAUGAGCAAUGCUUGAAAAAUUGCGAAAUUUCUGGUUUCAUGAGCCCAAAUUUGGUAGAUUUUGGAUUAAUAUGAGCAAUACUUGAAAAAUUGCGAAAAUUCCGGUUUUUAGAGUCCAAAUUUGAUAUAUUUGGGAUUAAUAUGAGCAAUUCUAGAAAAAUUGCGAAAUUUCGGGUUUUUGAGUCCAAAUUUGAUGGAUUUUUGACUAACAUGAGCAAUGCUAAUUAAAAUUUGAAAAAAUCCUGUUUUUCGGUAAAAUUUCGGCAUUGCUCAUAUCAAUUGUUCAUCAUAAAAACCGUAGAGUUACCGUAACCUGAAAUUCUAGAUUUCCCGCCAAAAUUGACCGCGGGAAGUUGAAAAAUUCAAAAUUUUCACCCAAAAAUUGGCAAAUGCGCUCUAUUUUUUCACGAAUUUCCAGCAUUGCUCAUGUUAAUUUUUCAAAUUUUUAUGAAAAUUAAGCUUAUGAGGUCUCAAAAUGCUCCAAAUUACGAGGAAAAGCUGAAAUCUAACAUGAGCAAUCCCCAAUUUUUCCAGAUAAUUCCAACAUUUCCAAUGCAAGUCUUCUAUCAUAUUCGAGAUACAGUACCCGCCGAACUUAUUGAGAGAGCCAUCAAAAAAGACAAAAUUGAUACGCAGAAAAAUUUGCGAAUCUAUCAAUUCACCGAUGAAACGUCAUUUUUGGACGAAGAUAGCCUAACUCGAUUAAUUCGGCUAUGUUUGAAAUAUCGAAGAAGCGAUAUUCUGGAAUUUGACAAAAUGAUGCGCGAAAUUGAUGAGAUGCGCGAAUUUUGGGUCGAAAAACAUAUUCGCUACGCGAUUUGCCUGAAAAAUGAGAUUUUCGAGGAUUUGGCCGGAAAAAUGGACGCGAAUUUCAAUGAAGUUUGCCUAACUCCACGCAUUUUGGCUCUGAUGAAAGAAUGGUGUCAGAAAUUGACACAGGAUUUGGAGCAUUUUGAGAAAUUCUAUGAAAAUGAGCAAACAUCUGAAGAAAAGCCUGUUUUUCUGUUGUUUGAGAAGGAUGUGAAGAGAAUGUCGGAUGAUUCGAAAUUACCCGCCGAGGAUGAGUAUACGGUAGGAUUUUUUGAUCUACUGGGGGAAUUUUUGAGGAAAAAUGACCCCGGGACCUUGAAAAUCGGAAAUUUUUGAGGUACAGUACUCCCCGGACUCCAAAAAUCCUAAAAAUUGUGAAUUUUUGAGCUAUAGUACCCCCCGAACACAAAAAAUCCUAAAAAUUAGGAAUUUUGAGCUACAGUACUCCCCGGACUCGAAAAAUCCUGAAAAUUAGGAAUUUUGAGCUACAGUACUCCCUGGACUCGAAGAAUCCUGAAAAUUGUGAAUUUUUGAGGUACAGUACUCCCCGGAGUCGAAAAAUCCUGAAAAUUCGGGAAUUUUUGAGGUACAGUAACCUUGGGACCUCAAAAAUCCUGAAAAUCACACAAUUUUGAGGUACAGUAACCUUGGAACCUCAAAAAAUCCUAAAAAUUGUGAAUUUUUGAGGUACAGUAGUCCCUGGAAUCUAAAAAUCCUGAAAAUUGUGAAUUUUUGAGGUACAGUACUCCCAGGAGUCAAAAAAUCCUAAAAAUUGUGAAUUUUCGAGGUACAGUAACCCUCUAGAAUUUUUUUAGCACCAAAAAUUGAUCUACUUUAACCCUACCACCUUUUUAGAUUCAGAAUUUCGAUCUACAGUAUCCCAGAAUCUGAAAAAAUAUAGUUUAUGACCUACAGUAACCUUGGAAUUCAAAAAAUCUGAUUUUUUGAGUUACAGUAAUUUUUUAGUGCCAAAAAAUUUGAUAAAUUUAUGGAUAAUGAUCUAUUUUCCUGAAUACUUGUGAAAUUGUGAGCUACAGUAACCUUGGGACCUCAAAAAUCCUGAAAAUUGUGAAUUUUUGAGAUACAGUAGUCCUAGGAGCGAAAUUUUGAUCUACCAUAAUCUUUUGAUGAAAACUGUGAUUUUUUGAAGUACAGUAACUUCUAGAGGCCUAAAAAAUGUCUGAAAUUUUCAGAAAAUCCCCAAUUUUUUCACGUUUUGAACCAAAAAAUCCAAAAAUUCCCGAAUUUUUUGCAGUUUGUUCGUGAAAUCUCGUCCACAAUCAUUCAAAAUCUCUCCUUACCAACUGAAGCAAUUCAACCGCUCAAAUUUGUCGAAUUAUGCAUUGCAUGGAUCAAUAAAUUGAAACGUCGUGCUCAAACGCUGCCACGUCAUAUUCCUCUCGAAAUCACCAGCCCCUAUUUAUCGCGAUUCUCACAUCGAAAUGGAUGUAUUGAAAUGCCGUAUGAUUUGUUGAAUGUUGUGAGAGUUAGAAAUCAUAAUAUGCCACCAAGUGCUGUGAGUUUUUGUUUUUCGAAGAAAAUGCUCCAUUUUGAGCCAAAAAUCAUGGAAAAUGAGCAAUUUUGAGCCCAGAAACUUGAAAAAUGCUUAAUUUUGGCCCAGGGACCCUUUAAAUUCAAAUUUCCCACCCAAAAGUGACAAAUGCGCUCUAUUGAGAAUUUGGCGGAUUUCCAAAGAAAUUCAAAAUUUUUGAGCUGAAAUUUGAUGAAAAUGCGAUAUUUUGAGCCCGGAAACUUGAAAAAUGAUUUAAAAUAGGCCUGAGGCCCAUUUUCAAGCCCAAAAGCCUGAAAAAUCGAUAAUUUUACCCCCAGACCCUUGAGAAUUCAAAUUUCCCGCCCAAAAUUGACCCCGGGAAGUUGAAAAAUUCAAAUUUUCAUCUAGAAAUUGGCAAAUGCGCUCUAUUGAGAAGUUGGCGGGUUUUCCCUGAAAAUUUGAAUUUUUUAGCCAAAAUUUGAUGAAAAUUGGAAUUUUCACAGUUUGUUCUACAAAAUUUGGAUAGAGCUUUUUGUUUAACAUGAGCAAUCCUCGAAAAUUCUGAAAUUGCUCAUGUUAAACCUGAAAAUCUGUCAAAUUCUCAAUAGAGCGCAUUUGCCCAUUUUCAGCUAGAAAUUUGAAUUUUCCAAGUUCUCGCGGUCAAUUUUGGCGGGAAUUUUGAAUUUUGAGGUAACCUAAUAUGAGCAAUGCUUCAAAUUUCUUGAAGAAUUAAAAAAUUGGGCUCAUUUGAUAUCAUUUUGCUCCAAAUUUGAAUCGAGAAGCUAAUAUGAGCAAUGCUGAAUUUUUGACAGAAAAUUAGGCUUAUGAGCUAUCAAAAUGCUCCAAAUUUCUUGAAAAAUCCAAAAUUUUGGUUUUUUUUGCUCCGAAUCGAAUUAUAAAAAUGCAGAGGCUAAUAUGAGCAAUGCUGAAUUUAUAAAAGUAAAUUAGUGCUUAAAAAAUUAUUGAAUUUUUUUCUGGAGCUUAACAUGAGCAAUGGUAUUUUUAUCACUGAAAAUAAUAAAUAACCUUGUGAGGUAUCAAAAUGAUGAAAAAUUCCAGAAAAAUCUGGAAAUUUGGAUUAUUUGGCCAAAAUUCAGAAGCUAAUAUGAGCAAUCCCGAAUUUUAAAUAAAAACAACCUUGUGAGGUAUCAAAAUGCUCCAAUUUUCUUGAAAAUUUCAAAAAUGUGCCGUUUUCUCCUCAAAAAUCCCCCUCUACCCCCAAAAAUCUCAAAAUUCCUUCCAGCAAAAUCAAUCGGGUCAAUACAUUGCAAUGGUUUCGCGUUUCGAACCGAAAUUAAAAAUCGAAGUUCGCGCCGGCAAUGUUUUGCGUCGUUUCAAUAUUCGAGGACAAACCGGAAAAACUUGCGCAUUCUAUUUGCGAAAAUCAAUUCGCGAACCCGAAAAAACGAAUAGAACUGAUCAAUUAUUCACACAUGUCAAUUGUUUGUUGCAAAAAGAUCGAGAAACGGCUAGAAGGCAUUUGAAUAUUCAGCAGAUGUAUCAGAUUCGACCGAGUCGAAAAUGUUGGGCGAUUGAGAUUGCGGCGAUUCAGGUGAGCCAGAAAUCGAGAAAAAUGAUGGAUUUUGAGCUUGGGACCAUGAAAAUUGGAUUUUUUAUGAAAUUUGGGCUUGAAAGCCUAUUUUUGAUGAAAAAUUGGAUUUUUCAUGAUUUGCGGACCAUUUUGGCUCAAAUUUCAUGAAAAAUGCUCAAUUCUGACCUUGGGACCAUGAAACUUGGAUUUUUCGUGGAAUUUGGGCUCGAAAAACACCCCACAAGCCCAUUUUUGAUGGAAAAUUGGAUUUUUCAUGAUUUGCGGACCAUUUUGGCUCGAAUUUCUUGAAAAAUGCUCAAUUUUGACCCUAGGACCUUGAAAAUAGUGUUUUUCAUGAUUUUCAGACUAUUUUGACCUAAAACUCCUGAAAAAUUCAAAUUUCCCGCCAAAAUUGACCGCGGGGACUUGAAAAAUUCAAAUUUUCUGUUCAAAAAUUGUCAAUUGUGCUCCAUUGAGAAUUUUUGAUUUUUCAGCAUUGCUCAUGUUAAUUUUCUUCCCAUUUUCAUCAAACUUCCCCCACCAAAACACCGUGCAAAAAUUGAGAUAAAAACAUUUUUCUUUAUAUUUUUGUUGAAUGGUGAACAACACCUGCAUUUCUCUGCACUCUCUCAUUUUUCCAUACUAUUUCUCGAUUCUUUACAAAUUCGGGAAAACAAAAAAGUGUCCCGCGAGUGAAAAAAAUGCACUUUUAUGAAGUGCAAACAUUUUUGCGCCAAAAAUCUUCAAGGUACAGUAACCCAGUGGAAAAUUCGCGGAAAAGUCGAAUUUCUAGCUUGAAAAUGAAGAAAAUCGCGUUUUUGUGGGUCCUGGAACGAUUUUUCAAGGGAGGUACAGUACCUCAAUUCAAAACACUGCGAAAACACACAUUUCUAGCCAAAAAUGAAGAAAAUGAAUUUUUCUUGGUCCUGGAGCGAUUUGAAGUACUGUAGAUGAUUUUUAAAGGAAGGUACAGUAAUCCAAGAAUUUACUAUCUACUAUAUACUAAUUGGGAAAAUUUUUUUGGCAAUAGUGUGUCCGGAUCCCGUUCUCAAAACUGUGCGCAUAAAAAUUGAUGAUCAAAAAAAGAAAAAGUUUCUAAAUGUUGGCAGCUCGAUGCGCUUCCUAUUCAUUCUUUCUCAAAAUGUAUGUGGGUGCGCGGAGAAUCAAAAGUUUGAAAACUCCAAUGUAUUUUUCGAUUUUAAAAUGUGUCGCUUGACUUUUCUCAAUUUCCAGAAGACCAUUUUUGAUGGGACCUUCACCAUUCGAUCCCAAAUUCUUUCCCAUCGAGGCGCUAAUAUUCGAUUUUUCAAGAAGUGCGCGAGUUUUCACGUGAAAAUUCAAAACUUUUUUCAUGUAAAAAAGAAUGAUCACGUUUUUAUUCCAAAAAAAUUAAAGGAUACGUUCUUAUCUGAUCUUUCUAUUUCAUUCUUAAAUAGCGGGACAUUUUUUAUCAUUUCUCGCUAUUACUCCACUCCUAAUCGGUUUGAAAAAUAAAUAGAAAAAAGUGAGUCAGAUUACUGUAGAUAAAAGCAUUAUUUGUUCAAACUUUCAGAUGUUGAAUAAUUUCUUUUACAAGAAGAAAAACAAAUAAUUCGAUGUAAAUUUUUGAUAGUGAGUUCGGUGUGUUUGGGAAUCCCGAUAUAGUUAAGACCAAACAAUUAUUGUCAAUCCAAAAUUUUGUGACUCUUGGAAGAGAACAGAUAUGGCCGAGAAAAACAAAAAUUUCCUAUUUCAAUGAAAAAAUCAAAGGGUGGCGUAGUCUAUUUUGGUUUUCUCUUCCACAGCUCUUAUAUUUUCGGAUUAAACAUAGAAGCUUACUCAGAAAAUAAGGCAGAGAACCACCGGAGAAAUAAACAUGUAGGAUAACUUUCGGACAACCAUUAAAUGUUGUUUUUUUUUAACUCUCUCGAUAGAAAUUAUUGGAACUCAAAAUGUUGUGGUUUAGUUUUUGAGACGGAGGUAAAAAAUUUGUAUUCGAAUGAAAAAAAGUACAAAAAAGGAGAAUAAUUUUUCUCUGAAUCAUUCAUUUUUUGAGUUGAUUCCAUAUAUUUUUUGUCCCACCCCUAAAUUCAUGUCAGGUCUCAAAAAAUUCUUGAUAUUUUUUCGAUAGUAAAUUACUCUGUGGGGUUUCGAUCAGAAGAAAGGUUUUUGGAAAAAAGAGAGGUUUUCAGAAGAAAUAAGGAGUAUUGACGAAAAAGGAGGUUUUGAAAACUAUAUAAUUAGAUGUUCAAUAUCAAAAAAAUGAAAGUCAUUGAAAAAAGGAUUUCAAGACUUUCCAAAGAAAUAUUUUUCAUGCUCGAAUUUUGAAUUUCAAAAACCUAAAAUCUACAGUACACUAAAAACCUACGAACUCGAUAGCCCACUUUUAGAGUCAAAAAUUAAACACUUGAGACAAUGAUUCCUAACCAGUGAAAUUGAAACUUCGUGGAAAUCUUUCUUAAUUUUUCAAAAUUGACAACUUUGUCCAUACAUAAAAUAGAUCCCCCGAGCAAAAUUUUUCAGUUAGAGUUUCAGUGAGAGGGCUUUAAAAAAAUUUCAAAGUUAACCCCCCUUCAUCUCAUUUUUGCGCAAUUUUUGUAUUAAUCUGGGAAUUUUGAUGAAUUAUUAGCAUUAUUAAUUAUUAGGUCAAGUUAGAUACCCUUCCCUUUAGAUUUUUGAGAAAAAUUAAGACCCUCACCCCGAUUAUGGGGACCCUUUUUAUGUGUGACUUUGUCGUAUUUUUAGACGAUUUCAGGGAAAUAUUCACUGUAUUAUUUUUGCAAUUCGAGGGAGACGCAGACUUUAACGUGCGCAGACAAAUCUCUCGUCGAAAAAGGGAGAGAAAUAGUGUGUGGCAGACACACAUCGUGUCGAGACCAGCGAGUGUCUGCGUCUCCUCGAAAUUGCAUUUUUCUAUUAGAAAAAAACACAGUGUAUUUCUCUGCAACAGAUUUCAGAUUGAGCUUUGCCUGCAAAUUAUUUUCAUAGAUGAAAAAAUACGGCGGGGAGAUUUAGUUCAAUUUUGCACGUCUCGGGAACCGCCAUUCCACCUGUUUCAAUUGGCACGGUUUUCAAGAAUCAAACCGUUGAAAAAACUUUAUACCUAUAAAAAAAACUGAGCGCGAAGCCGGGACAAUCCAGAAGGAGGAGCCGGCGUUAGCCGGCGUAGCCCUUCUGGUUUUUUUUUAAAUUUAAAAUUAUCAAAUUUCAAGUUUUCUAUGAGAAAAUGCUCAAAAUUCAUCAAUUUUCACCGGAUUUUUUCUAGAAAUUCUCAAUUUUCAGCCGUUUGUUUCUCCACCCGAAUGUGGAAUCUCAAAUCUCGCUGAUCAAGUCGAAAUUGUUCAUCCAAUCGAUAUUUUGAAUGACUAUUUUAUGGGUGGAAUUGAAGGAAUCGGAUCACCGGAUGAUAUUAUUCGAAUGUUUUAUGAGCGAUUUGGUGAAUCGGCCAAGUCUAUUCCACCGCCUACGGCUGAGAAUACUUAUCAACAAAAUCAACAGCAAUAUCAUAUUCGACAUAUUAUUUUUGAGUGGGUUUUUGGGGAGAUUUUGAGCUGAAAAUUGGAUUUUUCAUGAAAUUUGGGCUCGAAAAACACCCCACAAGCCUGAUUUUGAUAGAAAAUUAGAUUUUUCAUGAUUUGCAGUCAAGUUUGAGCCAAAAAUCAUGAAAAAUGGCUAAUUUUGACCUGGGGACCAUCAAAAUUGGAAUUUUUCAUGAAAUUUGGGCUCUAAAAACACCACACAAGCCUAAUUUUGAUCGAAAAUUGAGUUUCUCAAGAUUUUUGAGCCAAAAUGAGCUCUGAAUCAUGAAAAACGCUCAUUUUUGACUCAAGGACCAUAAAUAUUGGAUUUUUCGUGAAAUUUGGGUCGUUUUCAGUCAAAUAGUAUUAAAAAUGCUCAAUUUUGACCUUGGGACCAUGAAAAUUGGAUUUUUCAUAGAAUUUGGGUUCCAUAGGCCUAAUUUCGCUGAAAUUUGAGUAUCUCAGAAUUUUUGAGCCAAAAUGAGCUCUGAAUCGUGAAAAUUGAUGGAUUUUGAGCUUGGGACCACUGAAAUUGCACUAAAUUUGGGCUCUAAAAGCCUAUGUUUUAUUGAAAAUUGAAUUUUUUGGCCGUAAACUUGUCCUAGUUGUAUCAAAAAUCCAAAAAUCCCCCAAAAUACAUUUAAAAUUUGAAACGUAAAAUUGCCCGGGAGAAAAUCGAGCAUUUUUCUGCUCAUUGCUCAUGUUAAUUCGAGAAUUAUUUGAAAAAUUCAGAAAAUUUCCCCAUUUUUCCCCAAAGUUUGACCCCUCUUCAUCAAAUUUCGCGAAAAAUUAAGAUAAACACUUUUUUAUAUUUUUGUUGAAUGGUGAACAACACCUGCAUUUCUCUGCACUCUCUCAAAUUUCUAUACUAUUUCUCGAUUCUUUACAAUUUUGGAAAACAAAAAAAGUGUCCCGCGAGUGGAAAAAAUGCACUUUUAUGAAGUGCAAAAAGUUUUUUUUUCUUGGUGCGAGAAAUUUUGAAAAUUAACAUGAGCAAUGCUGAAUUUUUGGAUUUUUCAUGAAAUUUGGGGGAGAAUGAUAUAGGUGACAACAUGAUUGCUCAUAUUAAGCUAUUUUACGCUUAAAAAUCCUCAGAACCCGCCAAAAGUCUCAAUGGAGCGCGUUUGACAAUUUUUGAAUGAAAAUUUGAAUUUUUCAAGUCAAUUUUGGCGGGAAAUUUGAAUUGUUCAUUGAAAAUAGGAUUGUGAGGUUUCAAAAAGAUGAAUUUCACAAAAAUCUGAAGUUUAACAUGAGCAACCAUGAAAAAUACUGGAAUUUCCUAGUAACAUGAGCAAUGGUGAAUUUUUGAUAAAAUCUAGGCUUGUGAGGUUUCAAAAUGAUCAGAAUUUCGAUUUUUUCAAAAUUUAACAUGAGCAACCUUGAAAAAAGCUGGAUUCAAGGGAAUUAAACUAGAAAUAUUCCAUAAACAAAAUAAAUAAUAUGAGCAAUCCCGAACAUCCUUAAAAACGUUCCACAAGCUCAAUUUGUGGAAAAAUUCGAGAAUUAACAUGAGCAAUCCCCGAAAAAUAAAACAAACAUGAGCAAUGGUGAAUUUUCUAUCAAAAUUAGGCUUGUGAGGUAUCAAAAUGACCCAAAUUUCAUUUAAAAAUCAAAUCUUAACAUGAGCAAUCCCCUAAUUUUUUCGUUACAGAGAUUUCCUUCGUGACGUGGUUCCAAAUCGAAUUCUCUACGAUUAUUUUAUGAUGAGAUAUCCGGAUAAAACAAUGUAUUUCAUGUUCCGAAAACAAUUUAUCCAUAGUUUGGCAGUGAAUUCAGUCAUCGAAACUCAUUGCAAUUUAACACCAAUGACAAUCGACGAAAUCCUGAUAACAGCAAAUAUCGGAACUUUGCACAACUCGAAUUAUUGCUUUGAAAUGCCACCCAAAGGCACCAAGUUAGCCGAAGUCGAUAAAAAUAUGACGCAUGAAGUGCCAUUUCGAUUGACACCGAAUUUCGCCACUUUUGUCGGUGUUGCACAAGAUGGAGAUUUGCAUUGGAGUAUGGCUGCGACUGCACGGUGUUUGUGGAGAAAACAGAUGGAUGUGCUGUUGAAACCGUUGAUUUGGGAUGAAUUUGUGGAUAAUGUUGAUGGCGAUUCGAAGGUGAGAGGUUUUGGGGGCGAAAAUUUGGGGAAAAAUGCUCCAUUUUGAGCCAGGGACCAUCAAAAUUGGAUUUUUCAUGAAUUUUGGAUCAUUUUGAGCCAGAAAUCAUGAAAAAUGCUCAAUUUUGAGCCAGGGACCAUUAAAAUAAGAAGUUAGGGUCUUUUUCGAGCCAGAAAUCAUUAAAAAUGCUCAAUUUUGAGCCUGGGACCUUGAAAAUUGAAGUUUUCACUGAUUUUGAGCCAAAAUUCAUGAAAAAUGCUCAAUUUUGAGCCUGGGACCUUGAAAAUUAGAUUUUUCAUGAAAUUUCAGUCAUUUUGAACUAAAAUUCAUGAAAAAUAGUGAAUUUUAAGCCUGGGACCUUGAAAAUUGGAUUUUUCGUGAAAUUUCGGUCAUUUUGAGCCAGAUUCCUAGAAAAAUGCUCAAAUUUGAGCCCAGGGUGUUGAGAAUUGAAUUUUUCAUGAAAUUUUCGAUUUUUUCAUCAAAUUUGGAGUCGAAAGACAUCCCACAAGCCUAAUUUUCAUAAAAAUUUGAAUUUUUCGCAAAUUUUUAGCCUUGGGCCACCAAAAAUCGGAUUUUUCAUGAAAUUUUAGUAAUUUUCAGCUGAAAAUCAUGAAAAAUGGUGAAUUUUGGGCCUGGGACUAAGAAAAUUCGAAUUUUCACUCAAAAAUCAGCAAGUGCGCUUCAUUGAGCUCAAAAAUCUAAUUUUUCAGCGUUGCUCAUGUUAAUUUUUUAGAUUUUCAUCUAAAAUAAGCUCAUGAGGUCUCAAAAUGCUCCAAAUUUCAAGAAAAAGCUGAAAUUUAACAUGAGCAAUCCCGAAAAUUUCAAUUUUUUUGUGCAGAUCUACGUUUGCCACGCCACCAACACCUAUGUCAAUGGAAUCACCAAAAAAUUGGAAAAUACGAAUGCGGCAGACGCGCGGAUUCGCCGCGACGAUAUUGUCUCAAAAAUUGCGCGUGCCAAAAAUACGGACCAUUUGGCCAGAAUGCCACCAACCUAUCAUCCGUGGUUCUAG